AUGCGAGAGGCUCCUUCUGCUUUCAAGCGAUGCCUUAUUAGACCGAAGGCUGCGCUGAGAGAGCGAGCUGCGGGCGAAAGAACCGCUCGCCCGCCUUCCCAGCCUCGCCUCGCCGUCCUCCGCGCUGGGCGACGGAGUUCUUCAGCGGCACCUAAGAGGCUUCUUCCAGCCGCCUCCUUCUUCCCCGCCCGCCUCCACUUCCUUCUCGCUAACGAGGCUACAGGAGGUGCUGCAGCCGGGCGGGCUGAGCGCCGGCAGCGCCGCCCCGUUUGCCUCUCAUUCCCUCCCACCCCCCAGCUCCCACCCUCCUCCUCGCUGCUCCCGGCCGGCCGGCGGCUCUUCCCCUGCCCGAGGGAGAGGCAACUGCAAGCAGCGGGGCUGUGGCGGGGGCUACGCCUCUGCUGGGAGAGGGGGCCCAUGGCUUCUACCACCGGCCUGCUGAAGAGAGUCGCCAGGGAGGGUUGGGCAGUGCUGGUGGCUCGAACUGGCCUCCGGGGCAUUCAUCGGGUCAGGUACAGGGGGCCAAAGGAACAGAUGCUCUGGGGUGAACGGGGCACCCCAAGAAAUGGGGGUGGGGGGCUGGAGGCCGGCGCGGGGUGGGGAGCCCAUAGGGUUUCACUUUCUUUUUAAGGGUCAAAUAACUUGGGGUGCUAUAUUUGGAGCUGUUGCGCUCUCCCUCCUCGGGGCUGGAGAGAAGAGGCUGAUAGGAAUGCAAAGGGGCUGCCAGGGUCGAUUUGCGCUUGCCAGAGAAAAGUUGGGAUGAAGGUAUUUUGAGGACACGGGGUGGGCGGGAGUGGUGCGCUGCGGGGAGGGGAGGAAGUGGCAAUAUAUACGGUAUAUAUCUAUCCGGACAUAAAUUUGGGGGUGUUAUGCCAAGAGGCCAUUGAUUCAGGCGUAGGUUAGUGCAGCAGAGGCUUGAGCGGAAGCAAAGCAAGUGAAGAGAAGUGAAAAGAGUUCAGCGGAAUCCCAAUUAUCAAAAAGAUACUUUGGGCAGAGACAAACUUUUGGGGAUUUUUUGGUGUGGGUUUUUUGUUUUUUGUUUUUUUGUGUGUGUUAUGUUUUGCAAGUGUCUUCUGCAACACGCCCCUGAUGCAAUAGUAGUGCUUUUGUAGUGGGUUUAUAUACCACAUCAACACAUGCAUCAUUUUUUAAAGUUGUUCUGGGAUGCUUCCCCAUGUUACUGCAUUAUUGCUGUCCAGAAGGGCACUUCGGCAUGACAGCACAACAAAAGGGGAACUAAACAAACAAACAAACAAACCAGAACAUUUGUGGUUUCAAAAGUUACAGGAUUUCAGAGGAGGGUGACCAAGAUAAUGAAGGGUCUGGAAAUCAAGCCUUGUGAGGAACAGUUGAGGGAGUUGGGUAUGUUUUGUCUAGUAAAGAGGAGACUGAGAGGUGAUAGCCAUCUUCAGAUUAUCUCAAGGGCUGUCAUAUGGAAGAUGGAGUAAGCUUGAUUUCUCCUGCUUCGGAGGCCACUGGCCUCAAGUGACAAGGAAGGAGAUUCUGACUAGACAUCAGGAAGACCUUUUUGACAGUAAGAGCUGUUCAACAGCAAAGCAGACUCCCAACGGGAGGUGGUGGACUCUCCUUCCUUGGAGGUUUUAAAGCAGACGUUGGAUGGCCAUCUGUCAUGCAUGAUUUAGCUGAGAUUCCUGCAUUGCAGGGGGUUGGACUAGAUGACCCUCAGGGUCCCUUCCAACUCCACAAUUCUAUGAUUCUAUGAUGUAAGACAAACUGUUUAGGCACCAUUCUCUCGUGUGUGUGUGUUUGAUAGGGGGGAACUAUCCUGCUCCCCCUCUUUCAGUGUUUUACUCUCCCCACCCUCUAAAAAAAUCCCUGUGGACACCCAUGCUCCCUUUUUGCCUUGUGAUUCAAACUGCCAUAGACUUGGUGGGAAAGGGGCAGUCAAAGCACAAAAGGGCAGCAUGAUUUCAACUGGUGCACAAAAGAGAACACAAGUUGGGUGAAUUUGAGUAAUGUGACCCUUGCGUAAUACAUCUCCGUUCCCAGAGGGCCAUCUGCAUAACUGUGGAUUUUCUUCCUUCCCCCUCUGAUUUCCAUGGGGAUGGUGUUGGAAUAUAGAGCAGAAACACUCACCUUGGGUCAACUGGUAUAAAGGAUGGUUAGAACACUCAGGCUAUGUUUGUGAUGCCCCUGGGUUAUAUUUCAACGCCAUGAUUACAUCUGGAUUUAAUUACUUUUUAAAAAUGAUGCCUCGAGUCAGUGGGCCAGUGUGGUGUAGUGGUUAAGAGCGGUAGACUCGUAAUCUGGUGAACCGGGUUCACUUCCCCGCUCCUCCACAUGCAGCUGCUGGGUGACCUUGGGCUAGUCACAAUUCUCUGAAGUCUCUCAGCCUGUUUGUUGGGGCGGGGAGGAGAUUGUUAGCCACUUUGAGACUGAUAAAGCGGGAUAUCAAAUCCAAACUCCUCCUCCUCCUCUUCUUCUUUGAGUCCUGAACUACUUUUCUUGCAAUCAUCAAGCCUAGUUUUCAUGGGAGACCUUCGUAUUUCUGGGCUCAGCUGCCAUCUUCAUAUUGUACCGAGGUCUGCAUUUCUCAUCACACCCUGCUUUUGCAGCCAGAGUUCCCAUGCUGUUCUUGGCUCAUUUGCUGAUAUCAGAGGUAAAUUUGGCAAAUAUUGCCUAAGGGAAUGCAUGUGCUUUGGGGUCAGCAGUUUCACUAGAAAGUGAACUCUGCUUUCUUUACUGGUAAGUUUAUCUGCUCAGUGGGUAUCUCUGACUGUCAACAUACAAAGUAACUGAUUCAACACACCUUUUAAAGACAUUUACUUUGUUGUCCUUCCAAGUUUUUGAGCUGAAAUGAUAAUGCAAAUUAGAAGUACAGGGUCUAAACUAGUAAACUCCGCAGCCCAGCAUUAUGCUUCCAAGGGCUCUUUUGGGCUCAUUUUCUCCCCACAGAAUAAACUGGAUUGCUAAUAAAAUGUCAUACUUGCCUAAUAGAAUCAUAGAAUCGUAGCACUGGAAGGGAUCGAAGCAUCAUCUAGUCCAACCCCCUGCAAUGCAGGAAUCUCAGCUAAAGCAUCCAUGACAGAUGACCAUCCAACCUUUGCUUAAAAACCUCUAAGGAAGGAGAGUCCACCACCUCUUGUGGGAGUCUGUUCCACUGUCAAACAGCUCUUACUGUCAAAAAGUUUUUCUGAAUGUUUAGUCAGAAUCUCCUUUUUGGAACUUGAAGCCACUGGUUCGAGUCCUACCCCCCAGAGCAGGAGAAAACAAGCAUGUUCCUUCUUUCAUGUGACAGCCCUUAAGAUAUUUGAAGAGGGCAAACAUAUCUCCUCUCAGUCUCCUCUUUUCCAGCUAAACAAACCCAACUCCUUCAAGCACUCCUUGUAAGGCUUAGUUUCCAGACCCUUGAUCACCUUGGUUUCCCUCCUCUGCACACGUUCCAGCUUGUCAACAUCCUUCUUAAAUUGUGGAGCCCAGAAUUGGACACAGUAUUCCAGAUGUGGUCUAACCAAGGCAGAAUAGAAUGGUACUAUUACUUCCCUUGAUCUGGACACUAUACUUCUGUUGAUGCAGCCUAGAAUAGCAUUAGCUUUUUUUCUAUGAUCAUCAUGUUUUUUGUCCCUUUCCUCCAUUGAAACAAUUUCCUCCACUGAAACAAUUUCCUCCACUGAAACAAUCAGUCACCUUAUUUUCCAACCUGAGGAUGAGGAAUCCAGUGGCCCUUUCCAAUAUUGCUGUCUUCUGACUCCCAUCUAGACAGGCCAGUGCUGGCUGGGGAUGAUGGGAGUUGUAGUCCAACACCUCUUCCACUCCAGCAAAGUUUGACACAUAUUUUAUGACUCUGCUGUAAAUGAUGCUGCUGGAGAAGCAAAAAUCUGAGUAUAUCAUUACCCACAAAUCUUGACCACCCCAUCUCCCAAGUUGCAAACUGAGAUGUAUGCAUAUUAGACACCAGUUCUUGCUUGGUUGUGUUGGAUCUAGGUGGCUUUUGGUAUCAGACUCACAUCCUUGGGGUUAGUAACCCCUGAAAUAAAACUCUUUUCACCUAUUAAAAUUUCCUUGUUAUUCCUACUGCUAAAUUGACAGGAACCCUGCUCUGUUUCACAUUGUCUUGUCCUAUAGGCCAGGGGAACCAAUGUAAUGCUCUCUAGAUGUUGAAGGACUCCAGGUUCCCAGAAAGGAUGGCUGAUGACGGGAGUUGUAAUUCAGAAUAACAGGAUGUAAAAUACACAGAUAAUCAGGAAGAACAACUUUCUUCGUCUGUUUUCACCAGCUCCUUCUAAAUCCUGCUUUAUUUGCACUUUCCCUACUGUAAGAGUUUUGCCACUGUGCCAGGUCUAAACAUUGCCAGUUACUAGCUGUUCCUUUGGAUCUAAAUCUCCAUGGAAACUUCAGAAGAAGGGGAAUGUCAGUCUUCUCAUAUUUGCUUAGUGCCCAGCCUUCAGAAGAUGUUGCACCUCUUGCACAAAGAAUCAGCAAACCUUUAGAGUUUUGCAGAGCCUCUGAAAGCCUCUCUUCCUUAUUUGAUAGAAGUAGUUCACUGCUUUGGGUGUUCCAUAUUGGGGUGCAAAGCAGCUUACAUUUUUUCUAGCAACAGUUGCAUUAUUCCCCCAUUAUCCCCUUUUCAUCUGCAUCUCUGACAGCUAAUUUCAUGCUUUAAAAAGAACCUGGGAGUCUUGGAAGUUCCUGGUCCUACAGUUGCCAAGAACAGGAUUUUGGGCAUGGAAGAAUUGAAGCUACCAAGGCAAUUGUGUCAAAACACACAUUCAUCUUAUAGCAGAAGUGGAAGUUUUGUUUCCACAGAAGAGCCUGAUCAGAUUCAUAGGCUGUAUUCGCAUGCAGUGUUGCACUAGGCCAGUGCUAUGUGGAGGGCCUCUGGGAGUGAAAGUGUUGGGCUUGCAGGCUCCUCCUACUUCCCUCACUUUCUCCCUUGAAGGCGGGAGGAGGAUUUCUGCAGAGCUGAGUUUCACUUUCAAAGAAUCUAAUCUUGAUGUUACAUAUACCGUAUUUUUCGCACCAUAGGACACACUUUUUCCCUCCUAAAAAGCAAGGGAAAAUGUGUGUGCGUCCUAUGGAGCGAAUGCAGGGGGGAGGCAGGCGGGAAAAGCCCCCAAGAGCCGCACACAAGCUCUGUGCGCUCUUGCGGGCUUUUCCACAGGAGGGAGAAGGGACUGACUGGCCGCAUCAGUCCCUUCUCCCACCUCCCAGAAAAGCCAGGAGAAGCCGCGAUCUCUUUAAAGGGGUUGUGCGGCUUCUGCCGGUUUUGCGGGAGGUGGGGGAAUUCCCCCACCUCCCAGGAAAGCCAGGAGAAGCCGUGCAGCCCUUUUAAAGUGCGCGCGGCUUCUGCCGGUUUUGCGGGAGGUGGGGGAAUUCCCCCACUUCCCAGGAAAGCCAGGAGAAGCCGCGAUCUCUUUAAAGGGGUUGCGCGGCUUCUGCGGGCUUUUGGGAGAGGUGAGGGAAUCCCCCCACCUCCCAGGAAAGCCAGGAAAGCCCUGCGCAGCGUCUCCCGGCAAGGAGAGGCUGCACGGGGCUAAAGGGGAAGCCAAAACAGCGAGCGGGAUCCAUCCUGCUCGCUGCCUUGGCUUGUGCCAUAGCCACGCGCAACCCCUCCGGCAAGGAGAGGCUGCACGGGGCUAUGGAUUCUUUAGCCCUGCGCAGCGUCUCUUGGCAAGGAGAGGUUGCGCGGGGCUAAAGAGAAAGCGAGCGGGAUCCAUCCUGAUGGCUGCCUUGGCUUGUGCCAUAGCCCUGCUCAACCCCUCCGGCAGGGAGAGGUUGUGCGCAGCCUGUAUGCUGCUCUUUGGGGCUGGGGGGGGAAUAUAUUUUUUCUUGAUUUCCCCCCCCUAAAAACUGGGUGCGCCCUAUGGUCCGGUGCUCCCUAUGGUGCUAAAAAUACGGUAUGUGCUGACGGUCGGCUCGUUCCUAAAGAAGGCAGCCAUGUGACAUUGAAUUGGCCUGCUGUCAUUAAAGUUGUCAGUUCCUCUGCCAGCUUCCAGAUUGGUGCAGCAAACACCCAUGAAACAUACGAAGUAAAAACUAUGCUGUAAUUUUAAAAGAAAUAUUUAUUUGGGGAGUGGGUUGCAUUGCUGGAGGAGGUAUUUGUAGCCUGGGAAUGUUCCUGGAUGUGACAUUUUAUCUGUUGGGCAAAUGGCAACAUAUCAGUUCCUUUAAGUGAAGGAGCAAUAAUUUUGUGUGUGUAUGUGUGAAGGUCCUUUCUAUUUUUAUUUAUUUAUUUUGUUGAUUUUACAUCCUGCCUUUCCUCCCCAAGGAGUUGAUCUGCCAAUUUUAGAGUGUUGAAUUUCUAGGCAGCUUAUGGUCCUCCAGAUGUCAUUAGACUACAACAGGAAGGCCAUAGCUCAUCUGUUUUGCAUGCAGAAGGUCUCAGGUUCAAUCCGCGGCAUCUCUAGGUAGGGCUGGGAGAGACACCCUGCCUGAAACCCUGGAGAGCUACUAUCAUCAUUGAGCUGGGUGGACCCAAUUGUCUGUCUCAGUAGAAAGCAGCUUCUUCUUCUGCUAACUCCAUCAUUCUUGACCAUUGGUCAUGAUGGUUGGGGCAAAGUGAGAACGUGCCACCCCACUGCCAAUACUUCCUUUACCUGGGUUGUGCAGCAGUGCUGAAAAGUGGCACUCACUGCCGGUGGUGGGUUCCAGCAACAUUUGUGAAAUUUCAUGAUAUUUCGCCGCAAGCUAAGGGGUAGCAGUGUGCCCUUGAGGGCACCACCUCUCAGAUUUCUGCCACCUGAGGUGGCUGCCUCACUCUGCCUCAUGGGCAGGCUGGCACUUUCAACAGCAUUUGGAAGGCCACAGGCUAGCUACCCCCUCUUCUAGGGCAUGUGUAGUGACUGGUGAGAUAUGAGGUUGGUAGCUUCAAAAUUUGGUGGUUUUGUUUGUGCGGACAGGUGUGCAAUUGUACUAGCAAGAAACAGCUUCUUACCUUCUCUCAGCUUCUCCCAGUGUGUUUCCUGGGAACUGAAAACUCAUAAAUUAUAGGUCUGUUUUCCUGCAAAAUCUUACCAGCUCUAUUUACACAACCUGCUCAGCAAUUUCCCAAUAAAAAAAAAAAAGGAUAAUCCUAUUGAACAUUUGCCUGCUGGUUUAUACCUUUCUCUGUUUGUUCUCUUUUUUCUUGAUCACCUCCAUUCUGCCAUAGCAGCAAUAUUAUGGCCUUGGCUUGAAAUGUAAUAAAAGUGGGUAACCUGUGCAACUGCACGAAAUGGAAGAUUAGGAAUACGAGGUUUUGCCCUUCUUUACUGCCCUAACCUUUCCCCACAAUGAGUUCCAUUGUAAUAGGAAUGAUUCCCCUCUGUUCUGCAUUUAAGACAGACAUAACCUUUUUUAGAGUAGUGGGACUGAUUUUGGACGUGCAUUCUGCUCUUGCAAAACGAACACACCUUUUCCUGUCCAGGUUUUCAGUUACUGUUCUUCAGGUUUUCAGAAAAAAGCCUAUGGUUGGAUGUGCCAAUUGGUGAAUGUCUAUGAUGUCAUUAAGACACUUCCUUCAUUGGCCAGAAUUGUUUCAUAACUCUUUUAACACCCACCCACCCACCUAUAUCUAUUGUUAAAUAAGGACAAACAUAGAAAUGAACAAAUGCACAUCUAUUACUUGCAUUUAUUUAUUUUGUUCAAAAUUGCACUUCAGUCAUAUGGAGAAGGGAAGGAUUGAUGGCUGACCCAGCAUCUCAUGCGGUGAAAUGUGGUUUGUCACACAAAUUAUAAUGCUAGAAGGAAACUGAACUCACAUUGGAGGCAGGUAGACUUAAACCGACAAGGGGAAGAGUUGCCAUUUAUUUAUUCAGACAUUCAUUCAUCUUAAACAUUUAUUUACCAUCUCUCCUGAGUUUCUGAGAUGAUCUAUGUGGCUAAUAACCACCAAAAUUUAGAAGUAUAUGCAUAUAGUAUAAAAAUAAGCAGAGCAGCAGAGAAAAGCACAGUUUGGCAGAGAAAAGGAGCAGCAGUUAAAAACCAUAGUUUUGUAGAGGAAAUCCCCAAUAAACCCCAAGGCCUGAGGACAGAAUCCUAAACUGAAGAUCUACCACAAAUGGGGGCUGUAGGGGCACUCUUACAUUGUGAUGCAAAGCUAUAGGAUAGGAGCACAUGCUUUUGAGUUCUGUGGGCCCCCUCUGUGUGUUGGUAGCAUGUGGGUGUUGUUAGAAGCACAGUCCCUGAGGAAAUGGCUAGUGUUUUCCUUACGCUUUUCAAUGUUCUGUGUUGUGAUUUCCCCCCUCUCCUACGCUGAGCUUGCAUGAGAUACUUUCAGCUGUUAUCCUGGUACUAUUCUGGUAGAUCUCCUCCCUGAGCAUAAAACUAGAUAAAUAAAUAGUCUCCACUGUUUACAGACCUGGUAUCUACCUUUAACUUAAACAUGCAUGUGGGGCCCAUUUCUUUCUUUCUUUCUUUCUUUCUUUCUUUCUUUCUUUCUUUCUUUCUUUCUUUCUUUUUUACCUAGGUGGCAGUGCUACAGCUGCGCCCCAUCUUAGAUCAGGCUGAGACCUAGUAGGGGGUCCUGCCUGACCCACCAGCUGAAGGCCAGUAGGAUUCUCUGUUGAACUAGGAGUCAAAUUAUUCCAUCCCUGGUUACGCCUGGUUAUAUUUAAGGAACAGGGAAGUAGUUCUGAGGAACACCAAGCAGAGAAUAGAAACCUAGAACAUCUACGAUUUUAGAUUAUCAUUUUUAGUUCCACAUUCAAAUAACAUUUUUCUCCCCUGACUUUUCGUUGUGAAACAGUGAUAAAGUUUGCAGCAGCAAAUAUUUCUGUGCACCACUGAAAGUUCUCCAUAUGCUGUGACUAGCACACAUAGGUUGAUGAUAAUUCUUAUGGUUUGUUUUUUCCUCCCUUUGGCUAUAUCAAAGAGGACCAAGCACCCUAACCCUUUCUUCUUCCAGCUGUGAACGACAUUGCCCCUUGCAAUUUCUGCAUCUCAUCUGUUCUCUUGCCAGUUCUCUACAAACCGAUGCACCCCCUGCCACACCUAUAGCAAGCAAAAGCUAUCUCCAUGGGGUGACAGACAUUCCGCUUCUUGGGAAAACUGUGGAUCAGUGCCUGGAAGAGACAACCCACCGGUGUCCUGAUCGAGAAGCCUUGGUGUUCCCUCUAGAAGGGAUUCGGAAGACGUUUGCGCAGUUGAGACAAGAUGUAGGUGGCUCACGAUUCCUUUGUUACUGAAUCUAGGGAUGCGCACAAUGUAUUUAAAGCAUUUAACCCUGCUCCACAGCUAAAAGCGGUUUCCAGAGUGGCUUACAAAAAUCAGCACUAAGACAUAUUGAUAAGAUAGCCUAUACUUUAAAAGGCAUUUGAAACGGUAGCUUCCAGAUGACCCAAAAUGGAAAGAUUUUUAUUUUUUUUUGCCAAUUAAUUUUUAUUGCUUUUUGGGUUUUUUAACUAAUUGCCAUCAAAUUAAUUCAAGUUUAAUACAAAUUUAAAAGGCCCCGCUGGCUUGAUAUUUCACUACUCACCCUUAUUUACUGCUCAGUAUUGCAUACAUUUCCAAGUUAUAUUUCAAAAAAUGUAACAUAUUUUAGCAUUUUAUCCAUAUUCCCCCCCCCUUCUUUCAAAAAUGCAAAGAUUUAACAGAAACCAAGUUAUAUGACUUUGUGGGCGUAAUUCAACAUAGUGUAAGGAGAUCAUUUUGUCAGUGCAAGCAUUUCUGUUGGCCCAACUGAACAAUCUCCCCUUUCUAGGGGUUUUCCUGACCCUCCUUCCCAAAAAGGAAAAAAACCGAAUAGCUGUAAAUAAAAUAAAAUUUAAAAAACCUGUCAGAAUAAAAGCUGUCUACAAUACCAAACAGCUGCAUUUCUAAAGACUCUAUCUAGCAUGUCUGGAAGCUGCCUCUGCUGUCCAAAAAGACCUUUCCAAAAUACCAGAUGUUUUAAGGGUUUGUUGACAGUGGUGAGAAGACCAUUCUGCACAUGGUCAAAGAUGAUAACCUUCAUUUUUCACGGUUCUUCGAAUUGAAUUUUAGAACUGAAUAUGGCUUUUGGGACUAGGCAUUGGUAAAGCUUUUUGUUCAAGGAGAGCACAGAAAAUCUCAAGUUGGUCCAUUUUAACCCUAAGCAAUAAUCAUAACCCUCAUAACCCAUAUAAUUGACAGUUACAAUGUCUGGGGCAUCUGGGUCUGCCCUUGAGAGCAGUUUGGAAUCUUCAGCUGUCCAGAAUGUGCUAGCCUGCUUAGGUAGUAUUUGCUUUUUAUGAGUUCUACUAGUUGCUAGUUUGCUGCAGAGUUAAAUUCAAGACCUUGCCGCUCACCUUUAAAGCCCUUCUGGGCCACACUGAUCCUUGAGCAAGCAACAUUUUGUGUGUGAGUUCCUUUCCAUUCUUUGAGUUCUGAGGGUGAAAAUCUUAUGGUAGUUCCUGCAAACUCUUAUUUCUCUGGGAUGGCCCCCGAGCACUGGAAUCAUUUACGAAAGUUGAUGCAACAAAUUCUGGGAAAUGGUCCACUGAAACACGCUGUCAAUAUCUUUUCUCUCCUUUUUUUAUGUUGUAAUGCCAGGUUUACCUGACCCUGUUUUAAUUUCUCCUAACCAUUUAUUGUUGUCGUGAUUUUGUGGGUGCUUUAUUUUUUCUUAAGCCGUAAGCUGAUUUGAGAGCAGUUGCUGAAAAGCAAGUCUCUAAAGCUGCCUGGAAAUAAAUAAAUAACAAGUAUCCUAAAAGUAAGAUGGACUUAAUUGUUCCAGAUGAUGAUGAUCAAAGCUUGGAUAAGUUUUCCAGAGUGGGACUGAGCAGCUACUGAAAGCAUCUGUCUGCAACGCUUUGAAGGUGAUCUCAUGCAUGUUUACUCAGAAAUUAGUUCCACUGUACUUUAGUGGGACUUAACUCCCCAUUAAAUGCAUGGGAUUUUUGGGUGCAAGGCUCAGACUAGCUAAAGCUUUAUAAGCUAUUUAGAACUGGGGCUGGGAAGCUGUAGUCCUCCUGAUGUCGUGGAACUCCAGUCCCCAUCAGGCCCAGCAACUGUGGCCAAUUGUUAGAGGAGCUGGGAAUUAUAGACCAGCAACAUCUGAAGUUAGGACAUUAAUGUUUUAAUGCUGCUUGUAGCGCUUUUCAUCACACAUCAGUUAAUCUCAGGUUGUUUUCACUCGUUCUGCUUAGGGCCAAUCUAAUUGUGAUGUAGAAGUGUGUGGGUGCCUUUCUUCCAUCUUUCGUUUCCCCCUACAAUGGAGCAGAGCAAUGAUAGUGUCCAGCUAAUUUUCACCACUCCACAGCCCUCACCCAAAUGCCUCCCCGCUCUCUUACUAUUAGGAGGGGGAAACAUGCAGGCACAAACCCAGUUCCCGUAUGUUCUGGUCUCUGUGGCUUAUGGUAGCUCUGCAGGACCUUUGUAUUCUGUAUUAUCAUACAUAGUCCUGGUCCGGUACCAACGGGGCUGCUUCUAGCAAGCAAAAAAGACAUAGAGAGCGGAAUAUCUACUGCUCUCAUGUCACAUUUUACCUUGAACCUCUCUUGGGCAUGUCAAAAUCAGAUAUGUAAAUUUAAAUGUGGCUUGUGUCAGUUUUAUUAAACAAUUCAAGACUUUAUGACGAAGUUAAAAUAACAAUCCAGUAAGAAAUAUUAAAUAAAAUAAUAAAAAUGAGGUGGAAACUGUUGAUUUGAUUGACAUCCUAUGCCCUUUUAAAAUGUGGUGGGGUUUUUUUUUGGGGUGAGGGGAGGUUAUUGGGUUGUUUUUAUUUUGAUUAUGUAUUUUAUGGUUUUAUAUUUUGAUUUUAUUCUGCGAACCGCCCUGAGACCUCCGGGUAUAGGGCGGUAUAUAAAUUCAAUAAAUAAUAAUAAAAGUAAUACCAAACAAACAAACAAAAUAAACAAAAUCCAGUACUCAUAGCCAUUUCCCUUAAAAUAAAAUACAUUCUUAAGAGACUACACAGUGAAUUAAGUGGUAGAAUCCUAUGAGCUUUUAAAUCAAUUGGUGGCCCUCCAGAAAGGUGAAUUUCCUUCAGAACAUAGGUGUUUGGUCCGAAUGCAACCAACACACCACCUUCUGAUUAGGAGGAAACUUGUUUGAUGUUCUUUAACCAUCUUGCCUUGGGAGAUGAACAUACCGGCUGCCGCCAUAUUCCUUUCCUUUAGCUUCUUAGAUUUUCCUGUGUCGUCAGUGCACAGAGUGGAACGUUCAUCUCACAUUCUCCAUCGUUUCCUACCUGCCUAGCUCAAUCUGCUGAGAUGGGUUUUCUCUCUCUCUCCUAUUCUCUAGGUAGUACAGGCAGCACAAGGACUUCUGGCCCUUGGUUUGAAAAAGGGUGACCGGCUGGGAAUGUGGGGUCCCAACAAGUACGAAUGGGUCCUAAUGCAAUUUGCCACGGCGCAAGCAGGAAUCAUCCUGGUAAGUUCCUCCUGCUUAUGAACAGCUAAGAGGCUUGGUGGCUGGUUAAGGAAAAAUCCAAGAACUCCCUAGAAGGAUGUCAUGCUGGGGAAGAGAGCUCGUAUAUUUAAAGAACACAAGCUUGUAUAUUUAAAGAACAUUCACAAUACCAUUCAGUAUCGACACAAAUGCACACACCUUUAAGGUUAGUGUAUAAAAGUGUUUGGAUUUGUAUUUUGGCAGAAAGUAACUACUCUUACUGUAUGACUGGGAAUCAUCUAUCUUGUUUGGCUGAAGAAUUUUGUAGAAUUCAGAAGCUUUUUAAAAAACAAACAAACAAACAAAUAUCCUUUGGUUUAAUGAAAGUUGUAUUUUAUCUAAGACCCAAUAGACUCAUCUUGCAGAUAUUGGCAGAAUGGGGAGUUCUUUCUCCUGCACUAGCUGGAGGGUUUGUGGUGACAUCGCACUGCAUAUUUUGUAUUUGUUUUCUGUUUUGGUAUCAGUGGAGUACAAGCCAGGAGAUGCUUGCCUGGCUGCUGGUAUAUAAAUAUUUUAAAUAAAUAAAUAUUACAUUGGGAAACAGGGGCAACUUGUGUUAGGAAAUACUCUCCUGUUUCCACUAAGUGACAAUUAAUUAAAACGCAAGUGUGGUUUAGGCCCGGUUUGUAUUCUUCAUUCUCUGAAACCGAUACUAGGAGACCUCUGACCUCUCAACACACACGAUCACUCUUUAGCAGUACAUGGUUAAGAAGCUGUAUCUCUGAUUAGUUUAAUUCUCAUCUCUUAUCAUUUCCAGGUGUCUGUGAACCCAGCGUAUCAAUCCCAAGAGCUGGAGUUUGUGGUGAAGAAGGUACGACAAGGCCUGUUGUGGUCAGCACUGCUUGUUUUCAUCCACAGCGCUUUCUGAAAACGCUUGAAGCUCUGGGAAUGCGUUGAUUAAGUUAGAGGUUGAUUUGGAGGAAAGUAUAGAAAAAGGCAGCCCAAACAAUAAUUUGGCAAUGGCUAAUGGGUUUGGAGCUUUGGUUUAGAGGAAAAGCUGACUGAAGAGAAUGGGGGCUGUAUGUUUUUCUCUCAUAAUACUGACACGUGUGGUUGUUGAAUCAAGUUAAUUGGCAGUUGAUUGAGGGCAGGCACAAACAAAAAGUUGUCCCUAUCCCCCAAAAUCAGAAUGAACUGAUGGAUUUUGUUACUACAAGCUGAGAUGAUUUUUUAAAAAAAUAUAAGACCAAUACCUAGAUGCUAAAAUUGAGCAUUUAUGUUCAUGGACUGUAUUUUCUUAUAUUAUAUUUAUAUCCAAUGGUUCCUCCAAGGAGCUCAAUGUGGCAUACAUGGUUUUUCUUUGUUUUGUUUUUGCUUCUCUCAACAUUUCCUAAUCAACAUAGUCUCCCUCUAUGGCAAUUAUCGCUGACUUAAGCCAUUCAACUUUCUUAUCCCUAAUAAUGAGGGAUUAAAGCUAUUAAGUUUCUUGUGAAAAAAAUUAAUCCUUGCCCAGAUUAAGAGGCCUCUUGUACUUACCUUUCUGGUUUAGCUUUGGAGCUAAAUCAUUAAAAUACCAUGGGAGGUGAAAUACAAAAGCUGCAGUAGGUGAUUCUACUUCUUGCUUGCUCUCGCUGUGGGAAAAAGUUUGGAAGCAAUAAGACAAGCUUAUCUGGCACUAGUGGCCUUGCACAAUGCUUUUUCAGCUUGCAAAUGUUUCUUGCUUGUUGGUUUGCAGUUCUUACUGCUCCUGUUUUUCCUAUGUGUUUGUUUCCUUCCUCGUUGGCCGACACUAUGAGAACAUCUUCGUAAUGUUCUUAAGAGUAACUUCCACUGAAUUCAGCGGGAUGUAUUUUCAGUGCUCUUUCAAAGGAUCAAGCUUUGAGGCUGCUUUCUGUGCACACUAACUUGGAAAUGAGUCUCAUUAAUGGCUGACCCUGCGGUGGCAAAACUCAGAGUAUACCUGCCUCAAACGGGCAUAUGGAAAUGACCACCUGCCUGCAUUUUGGGCACACAGACUGGAUCUCCUUCAUUCCAGAAGACAUGAUUGAGAGGCUCUUGGUGUCCACAGGUCUCCCACGGCAUAAGUGCAGUUGUAAAGUGGAGGGUAUAAAGAUGCCACUGUAUUAUUAAAAGGAGAAAAGAGUAUCCCAAUGAAGUCUUGAUAAUUUAAUUUACUGUUGCAAUGCUGCUGGAGCAUACAGUAAGGCAUUUUAUUCUUUGUGUUAGCUGUUUUGAGGGUUUUGGGGGUGUUGUUUUUUUACAAUCAAGUGGUGUAUCAUUUUAAAUAAGUAGAUAGGAACGGGUAAGGUAAAGGUAAAGGGACCCCUGACCAUUAGGUCCAGUCGUGGCCGACUCCGGUGUUGCGACGCUCAUCUCGCUUUAUUGGCCGAGGGAGCCGGCGUACAGCUUCCAGGUCAUGUGGCCAGCAUGACUACGCCGCUUCUAGCAAACCAGAGCAGCGCACGGAAAUGCCGUUUACCUUCCCACCGGAGCGGUACCUAUUUAUCUACUUGCACUUUGACGUGCUUUCAAACUGCUAGGUUGGCAGGAGCAGGGACCGAGCAAUGGGAGCUCACCCCGUCGCAGGGAUUCGAACUGCUGACCUUCUAAUCGGCAAGUCCUAGGCUCUGUAGUUUAACCCACAGCGCCACCCGCGUCCCUAUAGGAAGGGGCAGGGGUAUGCAAAAGUUCACCUAGAGCAGUAAAAGACAGAACAAAAGCAUGCUGCCUGAUGCUGAAAAGACUGCUGUGGUUCAAAACACCUGGAAUGGCUGCUCUUUUGCACAGGUUGCCUUGUGUCCCAUUUGCUUCAUCCUUACAUGUAUCUCUCUAGGUUGGCUGCAAAGCACUGGUGUUCCCUACACAGUUCAAAUCACAGAAGUACUAUGAGAUCUUGAAGCAAGUGUGCCCUGAGUUGGAACAUUCUAAUCCAGGAGCAUUACAGAGCAAGAAGUAAGUGUUCACUGAGCAUUUGCUCAUUAGUCUCCUCCAAGGCCCGAUCCUAAACACUGUUUUCAUAUUGAUAAAGUGCCCAGAUAAAUACCCACACAAUCAAUCAAAGGAGCCACAAGAUCAAGAGUGGGAGGGGCUUUCAGAUUUUCUAUUACAUUGGAGCACACCAUAAGGGAAACACGAUGAUGAGUUUAAGGACCGUUUCAGUGCUUUCCCUUUUUCACCCCUUGUGUCAGGGACUGGACUGAGGAGGAAUGGUGGGGACUGGCCCGCCGCCUUCUCCUGAACCUUCCCGAGAACAGGAGGACAGUAUAGAUUUAGAACAGUGGGUUGCAGAAGGGCAUAGUUCAGAGGCUGCAGAGGGGAGAAGCUGGAAAAUUUUGGAAGAGGAACAGCAGGAAGAAGAAGCACCAGGGGAGAGACAGCUGACAGACUCAGUGUCUUUAGAAAGCAUUCCUGACCCCGCCCCCCAGGACCAGGCGUGCAUUGAGCGUAGUAGAACAGAGAGCUCAGAGGCAGAAAGCUCAGAUGAGCUGACGCAGGGAGAGAUGUAAUGGGGUGGGACUUUACUUGGAGCAACACCAUUUUUUUAAGGGAAGACGGCAUUCCUUCAUCUCUUUCUGUGAAUACAGUGGUACCUCGGGUUACAUACGCUUCAGGUUACAUAUGCUUCAGGUUACACACUCCGCUAACCCAGAAAUAGUGCUUCAGGUUAAGAACUUUGCUUCAGGAUAGGAACAGAAGAACGGACCUCUGGAAUGAAUUAAGUACUUAACCCGAGGUACCACUGUAUUAUUAAAUUACGUGGUAAGAACUUUUAAUUGUUUCUCUGCUUCUUGGCUGUUACCAUGGGAGGGAUCGUAUUCCCUGAAACCUGACACUUUGCCACAUUCCUUAGGAUAGGGAAGCUGCGGCUUUCCAGAUGUUGUUGGACUCCCAACUCCCAUCAGUCCCAGCCAGCAAAGCCAAAGUUCAGAGAUGGUGAGGACUGUGGUCCAACAACAUGUGGAGGAACCCCUCUCUUCUGUCCCUUUGUAGCUGCCUGAGGCAAUGAGAACCAGGACUAUGUGAAGCUCUCUACACUAAUGUAAAGCCGUUGUCUCACUUAACCCACCAUGGUUUUGUGACUGGCACGCCAAGGUCUCAGGCUGACGUCCAGUAAAAGGAUUUCAAGUAGCAGGAAAGACGUGCCAAACAGUUAUUAUGGGCCCUCCUGAGAGCAGCCUGAAUACUCACAAGCUGUAUUCACGCACGUUCCCAAUUUUCUGUUGGACCCCUUUGAUUUUUUAGACGUUUCAAAACCACUCAAAAUAUAUACCCGAUUUGCAAAAAAUGCCUGACAAAACUUAAUGAACAGUAAUAAGUUCAUUUUCUGCAACAAUACUUUUUGUUGAUGCAGUAACAUUGAAGAAUACAAGGGCCAAAGGAUCGCCAUUAACCAUGCAGUGUAGUUGUACCCUCUCAUACAUAUGUAUAAUUAAUGGAUUAGUUUAUUUAUUGCAAUGGUUUGCCAGUGCCGGACCUUAAAAAACCACUCCUCUGUUCCUUUGGGGAAAGGGACAUAGUUUAGCGCUUAAAGUACCGUAUUUUUCGCUCUAUAAGACGCACCAGACCACAAGACGCACCUAGUUUUUGGAGGAGGAAAACAAGAAAAAUAAUAUUCUGAAUCUCAGAAGCCAGAACAGCAAGAGGGAUCGCUGCACAGUGAAAGCAGCAAUCCCUCUUGCUGUUCUGGCUUCUGGGAUAGCUACGCAGCCUGCAUUUGCUCCAUAAGACGCACACACAUUUCCCCUUACUUUUUAGGAGAGAAAAAGUGAGUCUUACAGUGCAAAAAAUACGGUACCUGCUUUGCAUGCAGAAGGUUCCAAGUUCAACUCACGGCAUCUCCAGGUAGGGCUCAGAAAAGCGCCCUGCCUGAAACCCUGGAGAGCUGCCAAUCAGUGUAGACAAGACUGAGCUAGAUGGACCAGUGGCCUGGCUCAAUAUCAGGCAGUUUCCUGUGCGUCUUUCUCCACCCCACCUCCCGAGUAUUCUGCAAGCAGGAUCUGUAUCUGCCAGAGUCCUGUGGCUUUUAUGCAUAUAUGGUGUCAUAAAGCCAAGUGGAAUUACUGGUAGACUUAGUGGAUUAUGGUCUUCAUAGCAGAAUCCAGGCCAAGCCGCUUUUUGUGUAACCUUUAUUGCUGGAACAGAAAAGGUGAUUUGCUGUGACAUGGGCAGUUCCUGCCAAGGAAGGUUUAGGGGACAAUCUAUGUGUGUCUGAUGCAUAGGCAUUUGGCAUGGAUGACCUUUGGAACCACAGCCAGUGUGUUAAAAACUAUUUCUCAGUCUCCAAACAUUCAUGGAAAGAUAAGAGACCCGCCAACCCCAUGUAGUCCGUUCUGGUCUCUUAUCUGUGAAUCCAACCUGCUGCCAACUCCACUUUUAGAACAUCCUAAAAUUCUUUAGCAAGGUCUCUUCAGAACAAAACCACUGUGGCACUGUGUUAAUACCAUAUGAGUCAAUUGUGGAACCUGAAUAAUGAAAAUGUUAUGAAAUUAUUCAACCAUCAAUUUGCUUUUUUUUUUGGUCAGCACAGCAGCCAUGGGUGAAAUUGAAGCCCGGUUAAAUUUAGAGGGAUUGUAUAAAACAGUUCAGAUUAUUCAUUCAUCAAACAUCAAGAGUCCAUUCAUGAAUUCCUAUUCCCAUCUUCCUUCUCAGCUUCUGGGGGCAGGAGAAAAUAUUGGUCCAUAUACUGUAUCUGGAGCUUAUUCCCUGAACUUGUGCUUGUACCGUGGCAAACUAUACAGUGGUGCCUCGCAAGACGAAAUUAAUCCGUUCUGCGAGUCUCUUCGUCUUGCAGUUUUUUCGUCUUGUGAAGCACGGCUAUUAGCGGCUUAGCGGCUAUUAACGGCUUAGCGGCUUAAAGAAAAAGGAAACAAACUCGCAAGACGUUUCGUCUUGCAAAGCAAGCCCAUAGGGAAAUUCGUCUUGCGGAACGACUCAAAAAACAGAAAACUCUUUCGUCUUGCGUGUUUUUUGUCUUGCGAGGCAUUCGUCUUGCGAGGUACCACUGUAUUCUGCUUUUCCCUGUUACUGAGCACACCUUCCUUUUUUUGUAUCAGGUUACCAGAGCUUUCUGUUGUAAUCACCUCAGACUCCAAGUUGCCCGGUGCAUUCUCAAUGAACGAUGUGAUGCAGGCCGGAGACAGCAGACACAAGAAGCAACUAGAGGAAAUACAGAAGACGCUGGACUGCAAAGAACCUAUCAACAUCCAGUUCACUUCAGUGGGUACCAAAUGUGCUUUUUCUGGUGUUCAAAUAAUGCAGCCCGCAAUGGUCAGAAAACAGGAAUAUUCUGUACCAAAUAAGCCAAGAUCUGAAGCUUAGAAUCACUUGUACAGAAAUGUUUGCCUACAUUUGCAGGAAUUUGUUAUCUGGGGAUUGUGAAAAAUAAUGGUGUGGGGUUUUUUGGGGGGGGGAAUCCAAAAUAUUUUGAUAAUACCUUAUAGAAAACAAGGAAAAGCUAGUGUGUAUGGUAGUACUGUAUUAAGAUCAAAAGGAUUAGUAACUAUGAGAAGGAAGAAGUGACAUAGAAGUUCUAGCUUCCUGACCACUUCCAGUGCCUGUCCAAAUUCCAUUUCCUUUCUAAAUUUUCAUGGGUUAGAAUAACAUAAGAAACCUGUUUGAUGAGACCAAAGGCCCAUCUAGUCUAGCAUCCUGUUUUCUCAGGAGUGAAGCAUAUGCCAGCAGGCAGGCAGGCAGGCAAAGCAUACUUUACUUACCAUCACACUUUAGAGCAGGAAUGGGAAACAAACAGCCCUCCAGAUAUUGUUGGACUCCCAACUCCCACCAGCCCCAGCCAGCAUGAGCAAUGGCCAGGGAUGAUGGAUGUUGUAGUCUAACAAUAUCUAGGGACCCAAGAUCAAGAAAGGCUGUUCUAGGCCACAAAUGGGGAAGCUAGUGUGUUUCAGCAACAUCUGGGGGACCACAGGCUGCCCAUCCAUGUUAUAGCAUUUUAGCAAUUUAUGUAUUGCAUCUGAAGUCUUGUAAUUAGCCCAUGACUGUGGGUUAGGGUGAGGUCUAAACGAGCUAGUAAAACAUCUCUUUCCUUUAGGGAACAACAGGAAGCCCCAAAGGAGCUACCCUUUCUCACCACAACAUUGUGAACAAUGCAUUCCUCAUUGGAUUAAGACUGAGAGUUCAAGAUGGGGUGAGUCAUCUCAGUCUAUUGGUUAACAUUGAGCCUGCAGACACUAACUGUAUGGAGCAAAAUCGUGUCCCCUAAGUAAUGAGUGAGGGCUAUUUUUGUGUGUGUGUGUGUGUGUGUGUGUGUGUGUGUGAUGGUGGUAAUGUAGAAUUAUACGUCAUUGUCCCUCCUAGUUUCUCAGAUUUUCAGAUACACUUUUCAAGGUCUUUGCUAGAAAUUUAAUGACUAGUAACUUCAUUUUUUUUAAAAAAAGGUGCAAGGAUCAAUAAUGUGCAUUUGCCACCAGAUUCUCAAUUUCUAGGCCCCGUGUUUAUAUACUUAACCUGAAUGUGGCACACUCAUAUCCUGUAUUAGUUAGAGAUUGUCUAAUUCUAUGUGAAUGUUCUAGUCUAAGAGUGGCUAUUACUUGAUGGUUAGAAAUUUUCUGUGACAAUGAACUGUAAGCAAAGUUAGAGCCAGCACUGGAAGGCAAGUCCACCGCUGUCUUUGUUUGCCUUGACCCUAGAAUGCCCGCUGCUGCCUCCCUGUCCCUCUCUACCACUGCCUGGGGUCUGUGGCAGGCUGCGUGCUGAUGGCUAUUCAUGGCGUCUGUCUUGUCUUCCCGUCUCUAAGCUUCGAUGCAAAAGCAGCACUGAAGGCCCUGGACCAUGAGAAGUAAGAGUCCAUCUUAAGCUUAGUUCUAGGAAGAAUUAGCUGUCUAUUAAUACAGGCCACACUGGGGUGUAUGGGGUGUUAGGGGAAGAGUAGCACCUCUGGUGGGGGGGGUAUUGUUGUGCUCCUUCUGGGGAGGUUUGUCCAUCUUUGGUCCCCACCCUACACUUUGCUUGCACCUGUGACUCCUAGAAGCUGUCAUCAUGGGACAGCAGCCACACCCUGGGAAAUGGCUUCGACUGGCUGGCUAAGCCAGGGGAGGGUAGCCGAUGAGUCUCAAACUCAUGGUGAGUUAGCGACUUUUCUUGCAUUGAAAGAUGAGAUCGGGUGGAUUGACCAAUAGUGGCUCCAACAUUCAAGAAGGCAGUUUCUGCACGUGGUGUAGAGGGAAGUGAGGGAAUGUUAUUGGGAGAACACAACGCACACUAAACAUUACAGCACACUGCCUUCUUCAGGAGCGAAGAGAAUGUGGCAAUUCAUUUAUGUUGCUCUGAAGGAAUCACUGUAAUUGAAACGGAUAUAUUUUUGCCUCUGAAGAAAGUAUACGCAGAAACAGACUGGGCAUGUUUGUAUUGCACAAUAGAAUCCCCCCACUUGUAGCAUCAUUUUGAGCUUUUAAACAAAUGGGUGGGUGGUUAGGGGUGUUAUUAGAAUGACUGCCCCCCCCAAAAAAUUUCUUUUAUUGGGGGGCACUUUCAUAUUUCACAAAAAUCUGCUUUUUUUGCUUUGCGCUGACUAAACACUUCACAGCUUGGUGUUGGUUUCAUAAUGUUGGAAACCCCAAUGCCAGGUGGUUGAGGAUUUUUCAGGAGCUCCUGGUACCCCAUGACGCUGGGGAGCCAUCUUUCAUUUGGAGUUAGGCAACAGGGGACAUGCAUGCAUUCAACAUUUGUGCACAUUUUGUUUUCUUUGCAUUGGGAAAAGAUUUCCCCAUGGUUACAAGGAAUAAAGGCAAACUUGAGCUUUCAUACCUGCAGUCCGAAUCAGGUGGAGGAAGCAGUUGCCAUGCUCCUGCCUUCGUUUUAGCAACCUGCAAUUCUUUGUCUUUAUUUGAAGAUGUACCCAUGUUCACGGCACUCCAACCAUGUUCAUAGAUAUGCUAGCUCAGCCUGACUUUGCCAACUACAACCUUUCAGCUCUUCGGGGCGGUAAGUAUAAGAACCCAAAUGUAAGCAUGUUUAAAUGAGGUUUAUCAGCCCCACAUUUUUAAAAAAAUGCUAAUGGAUGCCUUUUAGAUACAAACUUUAAACGGAAUCAAAUGUAUUUGCAUCAAUUUGCAUAUACCACAGCCUUCUAAUGGUACUGAAAUAAGUGUUAGAUGGCUUGCAAUCUACUUUUAAAAUAUGCUAUUAUGGUUACAACAAAAUGUUGUCUUUAAUAUUUUAUUUUUUCAUUCCCCAUUACAGUAACAUGCUUUUUAAAAAGCAUGCCUUUAAUUCACCAUUUAAUCAUUUCAGGCUUGCCCUCAUCUGUUAAAAUCAACCCCAGUCAGCAUAAGUUCUUAAUUAUUCGACCAAAGAUUGCAGCUUUUGUUUAAACUAAUUUCCUUUAAAAAUGAGCCAGCUUUCUCCAUUUUUAAAGAGGAAUUGGCUCAUUUCUAGGUGAAUGGGGGGGGGGAGGCGCUGCUGCUGUUGCUGGUUGAUCUUGCCCAUUCCUUCCCCAAACUCAAAUAUUUUGAGGUAAGUAAUCUCAUGGGUUUGAUCCAGCAGCACAGACAUACACCUAGGGACCAUUCCUCCCUUCAACUUGGUGACACUUUCAAGAGCAGCAAAAUGUUAAUAAAAAUUAUUGGAGUAUAUUAGUGAAUGACUAAAUCAUGUUAUGUUUAUCCUCAUGCAUGAGGAAUCCAUCAAGCACACCUUCCUUUUUAUUGCUUAAUAAUCUGAAAGUUUGCGGGGUUUUUUUGCUAUUUCUGUUACUGAAAUAGCACAAGGUAGACAAUACAUUGGUUUUCCAUUUAAAAAAAAAAUACUGCAUCCACCAGUGUGUGGCAGCAGAGGCCAGGCAGACUGCAAAUAUUGAAUGGAAGGCAUCCCAAACCAAGUAUCUGCAAAUAAAAAUACAAGUAUGGAAUUACACUGUUUGGAUUCACACAAACUAUACUCACAUGUUUUGCUACUGUCUGCCCUAUCAAAAUCUCGGCUGAUUUGCAAAGCGUCAGGGUUAAUAAGGGAAUAAUAAUAAUAAUACUACUAAUGAUGAUGAUGAUGAUGUAUGCAGCCGUUGUCAUGACUUGCUUUGUAAACUUGCAGUGUCCUUUAGGCAACUUCUCAAGGUAUGCAUUUUUGUCUUUCAGGAGUCAUUGCAGGUUCGCCAGUUCCUCCUGAGGUCAUGAAGAAGAUCAUCAACAACAUGAACAUGCGGGAGAUAGUGGUGAGUCACCCUUAAUCUUUCGGUUGUGAAGGUUCCUCUGUUGCAGGAGUGGGCAACCUCAUCUCAGGGGGUCAAAUGCAGUCCUCUGAGCCUCUGUGUCUGACCCUUGGGGACUCUGCCCCAGCCAUCCCAUCUCCUGGCCACACCCAUCGCUGUCACCCUCGCUCUACAUCAUCCUAGAAUGCUUUUGCCUGGCUGGGAUGCCUUCUGGAACCUUGAUAAUGCCUCUUGUCUGCCUGCAUGGAGAGAUGGUUGGUGCAGAAGCCUCUGUUUUGUUGCAUGGUUCUAGCUAUAUAUAUAUCCUUCUGUGCAAAGGUUAGAGUCAUAGAUGUUAUUUCACCCACUUUUGUUUCUGAUCCCACCCAUUUUUUUGGCCUCUUGCACUGCCCACCCUUGGCAUGGAAGCCUACCCUUGGAAGGCUGUCCACAAGAAAACAUGGUUGUUUGGAGAUAUAUAUAUAUAGCUAGAACAUGAUUACAUGAAUUUUCAUUUCGAAAAUUCCCAUUGAAUGUGGAAAUUGACAUGGCUGAAUUGGGAACUAAAGGUGUAAGGGACCCCUGACCAUUAGGUCCAGUCAUGACCCACUCUGGGGUUGCGGCGCUCAUCUCGCUUUAUUGGCCGAGGGAGCCGGCGUACAGCUUCCGGGUCAUGUGGCCAGCAUGACUAAGCUGCUUCUGGUGAACCAGAGCAGCGCACGGAAACGCCGUUUACCUUCCCGCCGGAGCAGUACCUAUUUAUCUACUUGCACUUGACGUGCUUUCGAACUGCUAGGUUGGCAGGAGCAGGGACCGAGCAACGGGAGCUCACCCUGCCGCGGGGAUUCGAACCGCUGACCUUCUGAUCGGCAAGCCCUAGGCUCUGUGGUUUAACCCACAGCGCCACCCGCGUCCCUAACUAAAGGUGUAGCUGGCCUUUAAAGGGAUGCAUGAGAUGGAAGGGAAGAAAUCUGCUGUUCUAGAUCACUGGAAGGAUAUGGGCAAUGGUGUGUCUUGGUGUUGGACAAACCUGUAGCCCAAGUCAAGCCCUGUUGUACGUGUUUAUCGUUUUGCAUGGCUACAUCACAUGUUGCUCUUAAAGGAAAGGGUCUUGCUCAGAAGUUUGAUCCUUUGAUGUUCGUUUUGAGGCAUUUCUGGUCAAUUUGUUGGCACUCAUAUUAUAACAUGGAUCAUGUACAUGCCCUAUCCCCUUGUGCUGGCAGAGCUAUGGAUAUUAGUGAAGGAGCUUUGGCGAUGGGGUUAAACAAGGGGAGCAAUAUAUGGUGUGGCAGGUGAUCUUUUCUGCUCUGCCAGGCAGCUUCUUGCAAAGCCUUCUAAGAAGAUCUCACGUACAGCCCUGUGCAUUGCUGGUGUUAGGUAAUAUACAAGACUGUGGUGCCGUAUUGUUUGGGCCCCUUGGGACAUAUUUGUGAUACUCGCGCACGUUUCAGGUUGUAUGGCUGGGCAUAAGGCUGUGCUCCCAUGUCGUUUUUGUGACUGCACAGUCUCCAGUGUGCCAGCUUUUCAGUCCUGGAAAGAGCCAGCUCUGUAUUUGAAAACAGUGAAGUUAGGGACUCAUGCAUCUAUGAUUGUGGCCUGUGCUUAUUUUCUGCAACAACACCAAAAGUAGAGCACUGGAAGGCUGCAGUUAAUGAUCCUGGAUGAAGAGAAGGGUCUCAGAAAAGAUGCUGUGCAGACUGUAUUUCAGGCCCUCCAGACAUUUUGGUCUCCAACUCCCAUCAGCCCAGCUCUACAUGGCCAGGGUUCAAGGAUAAUGGAAGCUAUAGUCCAGCGACAUCAACGGGGGAGGGGAGGAGCACCCUUGCUGUACUGGUACCAGAGACCAUAUUUUGAGUGUCCCCAGGUGCAAGGUGUUUGUCAAGAGUUUUCAGCCUAUGGGAUUGCUCUUGUAGCAAUAGCAGGGUCGCAACGCAUAUCAUUCAGUAGUGUCUAUUGACAGACCUCAGUUUCUGACUCAUGGAAGACACAUAAAAAUGCAUGAAAACUUGGUCACUUCGUCUUUGCAGCAAUAGCUUUAUACAGAAGUUGUACAUAAGAAAAUAUAUAAUUUGUUUUCUACAUAUGAGUAAGAGGAUCUUGGUGUUUUGUUUUGUUUUCUUCUUUAAAAAAAUCCUCCUUGGAGUCAUUUACACUCGGUAACAGAGGAAUAAAUAUUUUAUAUUUAUAUAAACCUUCAGGAUUAAAAAAAAUAAAAGCAGUUAAAUUGAAAUUGUCGUACGGUAAAAUCCAUGGUGAUAAGCCACAGUCAUCUUGCUGCAAACAGCUAUAUGUCAUAGGGUGGAUGGAGGGAUCUUUUUUUCAGGAUGGCAGGUGAGAAUCCCUUUGUGUCGUCUCCCCCCUCCCACCCCUGCCCAUUUUAUAUACACACACCUUAUGAUAUCUUGUUCUUCUAGGACUGUGGGUUUCAAUCUUCCCUAAGAGAAACCUCCUCUGUUUCAUUGUCUGCCAAUGAACCCCUGUGAAUCGGCUCAAGAGCCUUGCAUGCAGAAAGGAUUCUGGGGCGCAAUCUCCAUUUGCAAGGCAUGCCGUCCAAAUCCAUUAGGCUUUGUCAUUGCUCAACAUGAACCGAGUGUGGAGCCUAGAAGCCAUCCCAACCCCCUCUUGGAUCUGCAUACUGACCAGGAGGAUCAGUAAUGGUGGGCAAUAGCCAAGUUGCCUUUUGGGGAACGGUUGUGUGUGGGUGAUUAGAAAAUCAGUAAUUGAGGAACCAGUCCCUGCCUCCCCCAAGUAAAAAAAGGGCUUCACUUCCAAUGAACCCUAAAUUUCUAUUUAGUCUGAUCAGCCUAGAGAGGAAAAUCUGCUGUUAAUUUUCAUGAUGACCAGCUAGCCCACCCAUACUGCUACAACUGCAGUCCUGAGUACAGAUUCACUGUGGUAGCGCCUCAAACAGGAGAGAUGCUCCAUCUCUUAUGAGCUGAACCUGGCGAGUUAUACUGCAUAUGUUAUAUAGGUAGAUUCUGGAGAUCCCAGCUCAAAGAAGUCCAAUAAAUCCAUUGUUGCCGCUCAUGUAUGGUUGAAGGGCAAGUUGUGAAAACCUUACCACAAAAAUGGUAAGGAUAACUUUGUUACCAGAGCCUGAUGGCCUUCUUGCAUGGGGGCGAGAGAAUCUAUUUAUACCAGGAAUAAAGACCCAAAUCACUGUCCCUGUUUUAUAUAGUCCCAGGAUUGCACUCAUGUUUCCGCAAAGCACAGGGCAAGGAUGUUGUUCUUUGAUUUGUUUUCCUACACAGAGCAUCUAGAUGGAAUUGGAUAUAAGGGUUCUGCAUUUGGCAGUUCAAAUGGGAUAUCAAACAUCAGAUGCCAAAUUCUUGAAUGACUGGGCAUUCGAAAGGGCAGAACAACCAUUGCAGCCCUCUAGUUGGUGAUUCAGUCUCUUUCUUACAUUGAACUGGUUGGGAGGGAAACAUCAGUCUGUGGCCAUAUUUGCACUUAUGAAAUCAAUAUUUUAACUGCUCACCCUAAGGAAUAUUGGCAUGUGUGGGUGCUGAGAAUUCCCCAUUGGAGAUCCCUAGAACCCCUCACCAGUGUCUUAAGCUUUCCUGCAUUGGGAAAGCUGAUUCUUAAAUCAGUUCAGUUGUGCAAUAUAGAUGGAGCUGGGAAUUGCUCACAUGUCACUGUUGCUAAAUCCCUUUCCCACCCCAUGCCUUGUUUUCAGUAAUCUUCCAGCAUUUGUCCCAUUGCUUCUCCCCUACUGACAACCACCACCCAGGUGGCACCCAUGCCAAAUAUUAAAAGAAGGCAAUGCAACCUUUGCAUUCAGAAUAACCCCCCCAAAAAUUUUCCUCACAGUAUAGGCCACGCACCGAAUUCAUGCUCUCAUGCUGGUAGACUUUAAGGUUCUGCUCAAGUACAAAGUUUCCAAUGCGAAAUCAGGGAGUCAUUGGGUUGGGGAUGUGGAGAAACUUUUAAUGUUCUCUGUUAACUCCCAUCCUGUUAGAAGGCAAAUCCCAGAGACAAACUGAGUAGCUGAAUGGCAUCAAGAAAGAGGACUGUGUACUUUACCAGCAGGAUCUAGUUUAGCUGUGUCUUAGCACUGCCAUGCAUAAGUUUAGGUUUUGUUUUUUGUUAACAACUAAAUCUUUUAAAAUAAUAGAUAUAAUAACAGAGGGGAGGGGAUGAAAUGGUGGAUUCCACUCUGCGAUCUUCAUAUAGCAAGAGGUGGUUGCUACCAGAUAUAUGUUUCUUGAAGGGGUGGAGCUGCUUGGGGAUGAAGGGCUUGGAUGGAGUCAGUAGUUUUCUGAUUGGUUGAAGCAGCCAGUCACCUGGACCAGCUUUCCUGGGUCCUGGGAGGGCAGGGAAGAAGAAAGAAAGAAAUACCUCCAUAAACCUAAAAAGUAUUCUGAGCAGAUCAAGUGCAAUAAUAAUUAUGCUUAACAUUUGUAUGGCGCUUUCACAUUUUCAGAGCACCUCACCUGCUUAAUCCUCACAAGAACUCUGCAAGGCAAGUUAGUUUUACCACCACCCCAUAUUGCAGGUGGAGGGACUGAGGCUGGACAUGAGUGUCUUGCCCAGGACGAUUUAGUGAGUUCCUGGCAGAACGCCCUGAUUGAUACCUCCAGCAAGUUUCAAAAGUUCUGCAGAGUGACCAUUUUAAAACAGAGAUGACUCAAACAGGAGAACUUUCCAUGGAAAAACACACCCCUCUGGUCAGGCAAUAAAACAUGCUCUGGUACAUUCACAGUGUUCAGGAGGCAGGAGCUCAGCUGGGUUUAGCCAAUAGAUGAGUUGACAUAGUGUCAGGGUAUAGACAGACAUAGCCAGCAGCUUAGCUUUGGAACAAGAUUCUCUCAUCUGUUGCUUUCUGUUUCUCACUCAUUCCUCUGGACUCCUUUCCCCUGCCCAAACCUUUGGCAACAAGAAACUAUGUUGUUUCCAACCUCGCUUCUCUGAACUGCAUCCAUCUCUGACUACCGGGAUGCCAUGUUCUGGGACACGGGGUCCUUGUAUGUAAUGCAAAUGUAUGUGUUUUGUAAGGUAUUGGACUUUUGACAACUAUACAAAAUGAAGCCUUCUGUUGAGACACAGAACAGGAACAGGCCAGGUGCCUAUGCUGCCAGCUUACGUAAUUAUGCCCUGCCAGUGGGCCUCAGGGAUGGGUAGAAGAGGAUUCCAUUCAAAGAAGCCUAUGGAACAGCUUUGCUGCUGACACUACCAGUAACGGAGAGCUAGCCGUUAGUUCUGUCUAGGCUAGAGCAACAUGGCAGGCCCUCCCAUUCUGAAAAACGGCACAACACUGUGAAUCAGGACCUCACUCGCCUCACUUUCUCUGGUUGCAAAUAUACGUGGGCAGACACUGGUGCUAGAAAAUGUGUCACCUGUUUGAUACUAUGGGUGUGGUCUCAUAAUAUUUUAUGGGGUAAUUUUGGGUGUGAUCAGGCGAAGCCUGUGUGGGAAGGGUUCUCUGAAAGGCAUCUUAAAUAGAAAACAGGAGGGGGGGGGACAAUUGCCUGCUUAAUGGCGACUUCCCUUCUUGGACCUCUUCGUGGGGACCUUGCAACCGCGGAGUGCAGAGGUAUCUCUGAUCUGCUGUCCUCGAGCUGAAGAGGGCGAUGCGCAGGCUGCAUCAGGGCGUGAUCGAGUGGAUUCCAGCCACCUACAGAAGAAAAAGCAAAUUUGCAUGGUCACAACAGUGUGGUUGUCAGGGUAGAUCUCCUGAGUGAGAUUUACCAACUUAUGCCUUGUACUGGCAAGGAUUCAUUAGCUAACCAGUACAUCUUAUCUAUAUCUCUCUAUCAUCUGUCUAUCUAUCUAUCUAUCUAUCUAUCUAUCUAUCUGUCUAUCUAUCUGUCUAUCUAUCUGUCUAUCUAUCUAUCAUCUAUCAUCUAUCAUCUAUCAUCUAUCAUCUAUCAUCUAUCAUCUAUCAUCUAUCAUCUAUCUAUCUAUCUAUCUAUCUAUCUAUCUAUCCAUCCACAAACACACAUAUACAAGAGUGGACUAGGGGAGUCAUUGCACCCAUGAGAUAUAGAACAAAGUGUUCUUUUACCUGCGCAGAGGUGCUAGCUGACAGGAGCAGUGCCAAGGGUUGUUCGACAGGGUGAGGGUCUCAAGACGGCUGAAAGGGAAGUUCCCAGGAAGACUGGACAGUUUGUUGUUCUCAAUGUGAACAGUCUUCAGUGUGGUUACGCCAGCAAAUGCUUUAUCUGAAAACUGAAGCACAGGCACAUGUGUCAAUCAUCACGCAACCAGCAGGGAAAGGAGAAGCUUAUCCUUUGGGCCUAGUUGACAAAUCAGUUUUUUUGCUGGCAGUACAUUUUGACUUGGUGUGGAUACUUUUGGGCUUUCCGUCGGCAUGUGGUUGGACACUGUAAGUACAGGAUGCUGGAAUGGAUGUACCUUUGGGUCAGAUCCAACAAGGCUCUUCUGUUUCUAUGACUCCAACCCAAAGUCCAGCAGCCACUUAAGUAACUCCCAUUUCUCUUUCUGUAUUUCUCUUCAUCAGUGAUCAGUGUUUCAGGGAUCAAUACCAGGGUGGGGGAUGUAGUGUGGAAUGCCCAUUAGAUUUUUACAUGCACACCUAAACUAUGAAUUUAGCCAUAAGUAUCCCUCCUUCUCCUCCUCCUCCUUCAACUAUAGCAGGCUUUAGGACCAAAUUGCAUGAUGCUGAGUUUUGUGUAGUCUCCCCCCAUUAAAAAAAUAAAUUCCCCACUCCUCUUUCUGGUGGCUUUCCUCAUAAGAAAAGAAAGAAAGAUGCAGCCAUUUCAGAAAAAAAACUUCUAGAAGGGAAAAGGUUAGCAAGCCUUUCCCCACCACCAGCAUUGUGCGUCUUCCACUUUAAACUUCUUCAGCUGUAUUUUGUAAAAGACAAAAACAGGGGUAGACUACACAUGGUUGAGCUUUAGUUUCCUUCCCUGCAGCAUGAAUCUUCCUGAGCUCCGGAGAAGAGCGAAGGGUGGAAGGAGGACCACCUUAGUAUUUGUCUUCAUACUUUAGGGUCGCUGAAUUUAAGCUCUUGGAAUCUGAAACCAUGACACUACAGGCAUGUGUAGCGUACAAGGCUGUUCUCUGAUUAGAAGAGACAUUGAUGACCUUUUUGGGGGGGUUAUGUGCCUCAUAUUAUUUAAAAGAUAUGUGUGUUCCGACAACCUCCAUCGCUCUCCCUGCCUCCAGCUUCUUUCUAGACAUCUCUUCAUUUCCAAACAAGCAAAGAGAUUAUUUGGCUUUUCAUAGUUGAAAUCCUUUCUGGCACCCGGUUGCCACAUUCAUGGAGAGGAGUAUUUGUGGAGACUCAAGGGCCUGUAGACUUUGGCAGAACCCGGUGGACUCUCAAUGGAAAGUUACACUUGGCAUUCAAGCACAGUAGAAAUAGCAAGGCAGAUUUCCAGUGACUCAAGAUUCCUCUCCCCUUUCUCUUUUUCCUGACCGGGAUGCUGCAUAAUAUGUACAUUUAUGCCAUAUAUAGGUUUGCUUGGAGAUUACAGCUCUUUCACAGAAUUACGAGACGGUAAAGAGCUAAAGCAGUUAUUUCUUGGCCUAGUUGUCAUCGUUGCUCCUUGCUUCACUUGGAAAAAUUCCCAUGCACACAAACCCAACAACAUAAACUUCCUUGGAGACUACUAAUUUAGGUUACAACUACCAGUGGUUACAACAAUGUUCUCCCCACUACCACUCCCCUUAUUCCCUUUCAGGGAAAUGAAAAGAAUAUCUACUAAGCCCGGAUAAAAUUACAAGUCAUUCCACUGUUUCCACAACACGUCACAAGAAUCAACUAAUCGCUGAAUAAAUUCCUCUACAGACCAUCACUGAAUGAAUCCCAGAACAUUCUCCUUGAGUUGUUGGCAGGGCUCUUUUUCACACGAGAUGCAAAGGCAAGCAUCUCAUCUUAAAGAGCUGUAUAUAUUUGAAGGAGAUGUGCUGCAAUUCUAGAGGGCUUUGUGGUUCACCGCCAGAUGUUGUAAUUCUUGCUCCUUUGUGUAGUGGUGUUAUGCACCCGCUCUUAGAUAUUGUACCUCCUGGUGCUGAGUUUGUGCUGGAGUCAUCUAGUGUAGCUAUUGUCUGAAAGGAUGAGAUGAGACUGAGUGUUUAUAUAGAUUACUUCCUGUUCAUUCCCUUUUUACCUUUAGUUGUGGCAGGGAUUAAAUCAUCUUUUGAAUUUGUGAUCUUCCCAGGGAAGGUGUAGCUCUGUUUGGUUGCUCAUUGAGAAGUCUGUUGACCCAUUCCAAAAGGUUGCACUGUCAUCUCUGGUAUUUGCCAGCUGAGCCUUGGCUGGUUGAUACUCUGGCCUGGAAACCUAACUAUUACUAAAUGCCUAGGUCUGCUAUCUGCUUGCAGAAACCUCUAAUGUUGAAACUACGUGUAAAAGUGUUGUGUUCAUUACGUUGACUACUGAAAUAGCAAAUUCUCAGCUUUUAGAAGCUUUGUUUAGAAUUCAUGUUAAGGGUACCAAUGUGUGCCAGGAAACAAACCAUAUCGGAUUGCUAAACAAAAGGAGAACCAAAGUCCACAGCAGAGUAAUUAAGGUGGGCAAGGAGAAGAGAGUUAAGGGAGCUGGAGAAAGGGAAGUGUUCAUGGAUCCCCUUCUCAGGUUAUAUCAGCAGUAAUGCUGACAUGGGGGAAGGAUCCAUAGCAUCAACUUCUUUCAUCUGGCUUGGUUUUUCCCAUGUCACCCAACAGAACCCAUGAAGAGGAGUAUGUGAAACUGCAUAGAUGGGAUUAGACUAGGUUUAUGUAUAUGCAGGUAGAUUGAAGAAGCAAGAAGCACUGAGGGUCCACACAGGUGGAAGGGAGAUUCUGAUUAGGCUCCAGCAUGUGUACAAAACUCCGCCUGAGACCCUCCUUUCCUGUGGAGCUUUCUGAAGUUCCAGCCUUCGAAUGGGAUCAGUGAGUAUCAUCCAUUCACGAGCCAGAUGGCAAAAGACAUAGCUGGUUUAUGGUGCUGUGGACAGCUCCCUUGUGGACUUCUCCUUUCUGGAUUAGAUACCAUCCUUUUCGGAUAGGAAAUACAUGUAACUGUCAAAUAGUAAUCCAGUUGCUGGUAUAACUAAACUUCAAACCGUGAGCCAGGAUUCUGGACUGGUGAAAAACACCAUUGUGUGUCUCUGAGUUUAUACAAUUCAUUCAACACUCCAAACCCAAUUGUUCUUUUAGGUACUGUAUACUGUAUUCUGCUCAGGUAAAGCCUAACAGAGUUCCACAACUACUUCAAGUGGUUGUUUGUUUUUUAAAAGUGUGUCACAAGAUAACACAUUUAUGGUAGCAUGUAUGCAAUUCUGAGGCUCUUGAAUGCUGUUGUAAUUUGGAAAUUGAAAAGCUCUUUCAUCAAGAGGACUUCACAUUGCUCCAGUCCUGAAUAAUUUGCCAGUUGCCAAUCCCCAUCCCUGAAAACUCCCUCCUCCCUCUCUGCCACCACCACCUGCUUCAUAACUUUGCGUCUUGGGGUGAAUCUUGCUCCUUCGGGUGAAUCUGUUUGUUCACCGUUCAUCCUGAUACGUCUGCACAAAGCUUACAUGGAGCUUAGACUGUGUCUGGUAUGUACGGAGUAUUCAUUCUGAUUUGUGAACAAGGCUCAUAUGACAAUGAGCAUUUCUCCUGAAUUGUUUCUUGGGUGUUUACAUGACUUUCUGUUAAUCGUUUUUUCACCCCACUUUCUCAAUGCAUAAUCUAUGAUGCCUUCAGACUGUCCCUUUCCACACUGCAAAAAGUUCAUUUUAAAAAUGUGGAUUUGUGCUUUAAUCUAUUUUAGUUGCACAGACCUGAAGUUCUAGUAAGCAAUUGAAUCUCCCCCCCCCCCAGUGAAAUAUUGACAGUGUAGAUACCCUGUAUUAGCUCUGUGCUCUGGAUGAUUUUCUUUUCCGUGUAAAAUGUGUAUUUAAUUUUGUUUGCCAACACUCUGUCAUUCACAGAGCUUUAUUGCUGGGGGGGGGGCAGUUCAUGUUGCUGCAUCCCUUAGCAUCUCUUUGAGGGUCACUGUUUUGGUGCUGAUUCACCUGGAUAACCUCAGCAUGGGUACAUAGCAUGGCUGGAAACUUCCCUCCUUGUUCACCUGGAAGCCUUCCAUGAUCCUUCUGCUUCUGUUUGAUGUGGUCUCUUCCCCCCCAUCUGGGACAUGCUCCAUCUAGUGUGAUGUCACUGCUGCCUCCUGUUUACGAAAAGCACCUCAAGCAUGAUGCUUCAGCCUCUGGGACAUGACUCAUUUGCCGAGAAGAAGAGGAGUAUUUUGCUGCAUUACCUGAAUGUCCCUCUAGCUCUCUUGAUAGGAACAGAGUGCCUUUGUGGAGCGCUGUGAGGGUUUCUCUUGAGAGAUAGUCAAUAAACAAACCCUUCUUUAUGAAGUGUAAGGUUGGAGAGAGGCAAAGAUGCAAAAGUCCUCAUGUGUGCUCAGUCUACCUGACUGCAGAGCACUCACCAGUCGCUGACGUUAGCCUCCACUUCUGCGGUGGUCAUUGCAUUCACUUACUCGUUCCAAUAACAGGCCAUCAGUCUGGUGUCUAGGAACAGAGCUUUUACUCUCCCUUUUGCAAACGGCAGGUAUAGGGGUGCCAGCCUUUUGUCUCCAGUACUCUGUCCCAUUAAUUUCCUAGUCCAGCCUUCCCCAAGAUUGUGCCCUCCAUACAUGGUUGGACAAUGGAAGUUGUCCAUAAGGCUGCUGGGAGUUGUAAUCCAAUAUAAUCUGGAGGGCACCAGGUUGGGGAUCUAGUCUCUGCCUGUCAAUCACUCCCACUAUACAAACAGACACAGCCUUUGCAUCAUUCAUUUUGGAGGACAGGCACCAUGACCAUGGCUGUUAUUAUUCAAUAUUGUUUAGUUUGAAAGCAUCACAGGCUCCAUGCAGAACCAUGAAGCCUCCAAGUUACAGGGCUUACAAACAGAUGAGAUGAAGGCAAAAGGGGGAGGAAUUUCAAAUGAGUAACUAGAACAGAUAGUGGACAGGGCAGGGAGGUAGGUAGUGGAAAUGUGAACAGUGAUGCAGAAAAACAUUCGUUUCCGUUCAGGAGCAACCUGAAGGAGGAAAGGGCCCCAGGGCUUGGUGGAGAGAGAACUGACUGCUAGGAAAUUAUUCCAGAACAACUUAUUUCAAAUUUAGGAGCGUGAAAUGCAAAUAAUAAACCUAUCACCUUUUAUCGUUAUUUUGCAUUUUCACUAGCACCUGAAGUGCUUUUUUGCUAACGAUUUGCUUCUGUAGUUGGGUGCUGUGAGUUGUUAGGAAGCCUCUCCCAGAGCUACAGUUCUGAGCACCCUUAACAAACUACAGUUCCCAUGAUUUCUUGGGGGGGGGGCCAUGACUGUUAAAAGAGUAUUUUUAAUAUAUGGCAUGGAUGUUACCCUAGCCAUGAUGUAAACAGUCAAAGCUCUUCAGGUUUGACAAACAGGGGAGAGAGUCUGUGUAGGGAGUCCUGUCCUUUUCACAUCCCACUUACCCAUUUCCCACCAUCAUUGAAAUAUUUGCUUCAAAGGGGCAUGACCUGUAGGGAUGGGCAAAUCUGCCCACUUCAUUUUCUCUCAAAUUUUCAUUUUUCUGAUCUUGAGUUCCAUUUAUCCUAUGUCCACAUCAGUUUGGGAUUAUUUUUUAAAGCCUGCACAUUCCUCAUAAACUACACAUUUUUGCAAGCAGUUUCCCCUAAUAUAAUACACUUUGUACAUUAUUUUCACUAAUGCACACUUAUUUGUGCACCCUUUCCUGUAAAUAUCUGAAGGAGCGUCUCCACCCCCUUCAUUCUCCCUGGACACUGAGAUCCAAGCGCCGAGGGUCUUCUGGCGGUUCCCUCAUUGUAAGAAGUGAGGUUACAGGGAACCAGACAGAGGGCCUUCUCGGCAGUGGCGCCCGCCCUGUGGAACACCCUCCCUUCAGAUGUGAAGGAAAUAAGCAGCUAUCCUAUCUUUAAAAGACAUCUGAAGGCAGCCCUGUUCAGGGAAGUUUUUAAUAUUUAAUGCUGUACUGUUUUUAACAUUUGAUUGGGAGCUGCCCAGAGUGGCUGGGGAGACUCAGCCAGAUGGGCGGGAAACAAACAAACAAACAAACAAACAAACAAAAUUGUUAUUGUUAUUGUUAUUUGGAUGGAGAACUGCAUCACUGAAUUCAGUGACGUGCACAUCUUGAAGGGUAGCUUCAUUUUGAUUGGCUCAAGAAGUGGGAAUUAGGUGGAUUCCUGUUAAAAUGUGAACCAAACUAAUUCCUCCCCUGCCCCCAUCCAUAGGAGCCAGUCACGUUUUUCCAAACCUGGCGUUGCCCUCUUCUUCUCCCCCAACAUGCCUUCCAGGCUCCUGAGAAGAAGGUAGCAAAUGCUUUCACCUUCCCUACAAAGAAACUACAAAGAAAACUGUCAGUCCCCCCCAUUUCUGAAUCUAGCUUAUGCUUUGAAACAUGCUGCCUCUUCUCCAAAUCACCCAGGAGGCUGUGGCAAACCACUGGGUUUACUUUCAGGCUGUGUGGCUUUCCUUCCCCCAUCAAUGUUGUUCCCAAAUGUAGCAUUUGUCUUUCCUCUGUCGGAAUGAAUUAUAAUGUUAAAAGGUGCACUGCAAAGACGCCACUGGAAGCAGGGGGAUUGAAACCUGCUUCCUGCCGCUCAUCUCCCCUGCAUGUGGAGUGAAAGCAGGAUGUGCACCCCAAACGGUGUCCCACUUAUUUUGCCCCAUACAGUGGUACCUCAGGUUAAGUACUUAAUUUGUUCUGGAGGUCCGUUCUUAACCUGAAACUGUUCUUAACCUGAGACGCCACUUUAGCUAAUGGGGUCUCCCACUGCCGCCGCGCCACCAGAGCACGAUUUCUGUUCUCAUCCUGAAGCAAAGUUCUUAACCCGAGGUACUAUUUCUGGGUUAGCGGAGUCUGUAACCUGAAGCGUAUGUAACCCGAGGUACCACUGUAUAACUGUGAUGGGAGCGACUGAGAACCCAGCCAGCCCUUACUUCUGUUUUUUAACUGUGCUUUAGGCAUGAGUGUGGCAGAACAGAAAGAGGCUGCGUUUGAAAAGUCUGCAUUAGAAGCGUUUGCAAACAUUGUGGUGGCUGGGGGUAUGCAGUGGUACCUUGGGUUACAGAUGCUUCAGGUUACAGACUCCGCUAACCCAGAAAUAGUACCUCAGGUUAAGAACUUUGCUUCAGGAUGAGAACAGAAAUUACAUAGUAGCGACAGCGGGAGGCCCCAUUAGCUAAAGUGGUAGUUCAGGUUAAGAACAGUUUCAGGUUAAGAACGGACAUCUGGAACAAAUUAAGUUCUUAACCUGAGGUGCCUCUGUAUAUGGAAGGCAACAAUGCCUCCGAAGGGCAAAGGUUGCUUUCCCCGCAGAAGAGAAGGGGAACAAUUCAUUCAUAUGUAAAGAGGUGAUGCACCUGGUAGUCUCAGCCACUGAGAAUAAACUCAUGGCUUGAUGGCUCACCUGGGGUGGCUAACCUUGUUUGUCACCCUUGCCCUUGGGCAGCCCUUCAGCACCUGCAUGCCAACAGUGGGUAUGGCCACCUUGCACCUUCACUUUGCACACACAGACCGCCCCCCUCCUCCGCUGAUCCAUGCAGAUCAGCGGAGGGCGAUGGGAUCAUCACCCUCUCCCUGCUCAUCAAAUGAUUGAUCCAAUGACCAAGGAGGGGGCUGGGUUAGGUGCAGAAGUUAAAUCCUCUCUGUCCAACCCAGUAUAGUGCCUUACUUUAAUUUCUAUUUCCUUUUUGGUGCUGGCAAAAUGGGGAGCGGGUGCAGGGAGUGGGCAGAAAACUGUGUGGGGAGCUACAUUAAUGUCCCACUGCUGUUGCUAGAACGGGAUGGAAUUUGGGUAAGAGCGAGAUGGAAUAUUUUGAAUGGGUAAGAUCUAGGGAGGGAGAGGGAAAUUUCUGUGGACCGCUUACCUUUUCUAGGCCCAUGUUGUCCAGGCUGAGUGUCUCCAUGUAGCGCCCAAAGGACUGGAAGGCUAAAUCCGGGAUGAUCUUCAUGGGGUUGUUUGAGAGUUUCAGGUCCUCCACCACUCUCAGCUUGCUCAUGGCAGCCCCAGGGUAGCUGGUCAGAUGGUUCUUAUCCAUAUGGAAUAUGGCUAGGUUCUCCACAUCGUCCAGGGCCGCAGGAUGGAUGGAGUUGAUAGAGUUGUUCGAGAGAUAGAGCCAGCGGAGAUCCUUGGUCCCAUGGAAGGCUCCUGCUCUCAACUCUCGGAGCUUGUUGCUGCCUAGCUGCAGGAUGAAAAGGUUGAUCAGUGGGGAGAGGAGCCCCUUGGGCAGGUCUGGGAUCUUGUUGUGGUCUAGGUAGAGGUAGGUGAGCUCUGUCAGGUCAUCGAAGGCCCCCAUCUUUAUGACGCUGAUGUCAUUGUUGGACAAGUAAAGGUAGACCAGCUGCUUCAGGCCCCGGAAGGCUCCGCUGGAGAUCUCUUUGAUGUGAGAAUGCUGGAGGUGGAGAGAGACGAGGUUCUUCAUCUCCCUGAAACCGUUGGUCGGCAGGACGGGGAAGUUGUUCCUCUGCAGGUUGAGGAGACGUGUCUGCUCAGCUACCUUGGGGAUCCUUCUCAGCCCAACGUUGUCACAGAUGACAUGCUGGAGGUCUCCCCCGUGGCAGUGGCAGUUCUGAGGACAUGCCUGGAGAACGGGCAGGAGGCAUAGCAGCAAGCCGAAGAGCUUGAGUACGAAGCCUGACCGGUCCAUGUCCACAGAGCUGUGAUGGAUGUGCAGGGAGAAGCAGCGGCAGCAAGAGGAGAAGGAGGAGGAGGAGGGAGAAGGUGGAAGGGAGAGUGAGCAUGCAGCAAGCUGAACACAGCCCUAUUUAUAAUGUUAUUAAAAAACAAAAUCCCUUCCCACUAACCGCAGCCAGCAGCCAGACUCUGACUUGGAAGCAACUGGCUUCAGGAACUUGGUGUGACUUUAACCCCUUGGCACCAAGCACAGAGGGAUCCUCCUUCCCUCUCCUCUUCUUAACUUUGAUGAUGCAGGGAGUGCUUCCCCUGCUAACAAAUCACCACGGGGAACAGUGUUUGAAUGUCUGUUGUUGAAUAUUCUUGUCCUUCCCUGAACCAUGUGUGCAGGAAAAUAGAACCGUAUCUAAGGGGAUCUUCAGAUGUGCUGAGGGGGAUGUUCUUCUUGUUGCCUUCUAAUCAGUAGCUGAUAGGAAAGGCAUGCCAGGGUAACUAACAUGGAAGCAAUCUGAAUUCCUCCUCUGCCCGGUUCACAGGGCAUCUUUUGGGCUAUUCCAUUGAGUAUACUGAUUGUCUACUGUGGAUGCAAUCCAUCUUCCCCCCUGCCUCCCCUCCAUCUGGCUUACCUAGAGCUCAGAGGUCUACAUCCUUUAUUUGUUGUUUUUCACUAUUCAUAAUAAUAAUAAUGCAAGUAACAAAUAGCCUCGCAGCUAAAUUGUUGGCUGAACUUGGCAGUUAAGUAAUACAACAACACCACAAACUGGCUUGUAAGUAUAAAACCAAAUUUACUAGAAUAAUAGCUAGAAUAGAGAUAGACUUGUAACCAUUCAAACAACAAACAUACUAAGGUGCCAUGUGCAAGACAAAGCCUGGAGAUACUGUAAACAUGGAGUGGAUAAAUGUACAACCCUAUCUUAACAAGUUACAUGUGCAGUAAACGUUAUACAGACUGGAUAAAUGAACCGUUCAACAAGUAGCGCAAGUCCAAUCACAGAACGACAACCCCGUGCUGCCACAAUGGCAAGGGUAGCACACUGGAGAAUAUGAAAAAGUUUUUCAAAGCUGUUUUUCAAAGAUUGAACUGGAUGAGAUGUUCUUCAAUGGGUCUUCAGUUGGAAACACAAAGCCGUAUGCAUGGAUCAAUCACGGGAAGGCAAAUCAAAGCCACCACCCUGGUGAGAAUAAUGCAAGUGGGCAAAAGGAGACCUGUUCUCCAGAUAUAUUACAGGUUUCACUACACGCUUCAUCAGUCUGAAAAGCUGCAUGAUACAAAAUAGCACUCCAAUUGCAAUGUGUGGUGAACCAUACAAAUUAGAAAAUAUCAAUCUCAUACUAUACCUUCCCCAGUCAUACAAAACGGUUUGCUCAGGAUAAAGAAAGUAUACACAGGCACAGGUAGUGUUCAGACUCAUAACAAGCAGUUAAAUACAAUACAGGUGUAUAGAAUCAAUCAUCACAUAGUGUUGGACUCAAACUCCCAUCAGCCCCAGUCAGCAUGAUCAGUGAUCAGGGUUGAUGGGAUCUAGAGUCUGAUAACCUCUGGAAAACUUUUAAAAAAUCAAUUUAAAAAACAGUGAAAGCACCAUCAGUAAAACUAAGUUCAAGUGGCAGUACUUAAAAAUGCCCUCUGGAAGAGAGCAGAGAUUGGGCCAGGCAACCUCCCUGGAGCAAGGUGUUGGUGCCACUGCAGGAAAGCCUCUGCUCCUUGUGUCCAGUCUCCAGACUUCAAAUGAUGGAGGGACACAGAACAAAGUCUCAUUGGAUGAUAUUCAUGGUUGGGCAACUUCAUAUCACUGGAGACAAAUCCCAAAUCAUUUCUGGCUUUAAAAGUCAAAAAUAGCACUUUGCCUAAAAGCAAACUGACAAACAGUUUAGAUGGUAUUAUAUCACAGUUGCACGCUCCAAUCUGUCACUUGUAGUUCAUGUUCUGGCAGCUGUAUUCUCGUCUGGCAGAAGCUUCCAAGCUGUCUUCAAAGGCAUCACCAUAUAGAUCGUACUAUGGUAUCACCUUGCCAACAAAGGCCUGUAUAGUAAAAGCUAUGGUUUUCCCAGUAGUGAUGUAUGGAAGAGAGAGCUGGACCAUAAAGAAGGCUGAUUGCCGAAGAAUUUAUGAUUUUGAAUUAUGGUGCUGGAGGAGACGCUUGAGAGUCCCAUGGACUGCAAGAAGAUCAAACCUAUCCAUUCUGAAGGAAAUCAGCCCUGAGUGCUCCCUAGAAGGACAGAUCGUGAAGCUGAGGCUCCAAUACUUUGGCCACCUCAUGAGAAGAGAAGACUCCCUGGAAAAGAGCCUGAUGUUGGGAAAGAUGGAGGGCACAAGGAGAAGGGUAUGACAGAGGACGAGAUGAUUGGAUAGUGUUCUCGAAGCUACCAGCAUGAGUUUGACCAAACUGCGGGAGGCAGUGGAAGACAGGAGUGCCUGGCAUGCUCUGGUCCAUGGAGUCACAAAGAGUCAGACACAACUAAAUGACUAAACAACAAUGGUAGGCUAACCUGGAGCUGAUUGAGGCAUAAAUAAUGGCUAGGUCUGACUUCCUGAAGAGAAGGUGUGGCUGGUGUUUAAUAUAGAGCUGGUAAAAGGCACCCCUAGCCACAGCUUGGUCAUCUAGGAGUAAGGUUGGGUUCAGUAGUACUUCUAAGCUACAAACCUGGGAGUGCCAUCCCGUCUACUCAUAAACCACCUGCAGUAGAGAUCCUGGCACAUUAAGCUAGUGAGAGGGGAGUGGAGAGAUGUGGAGUUCCCUUCCUUCCAUUUUUUAGCAAAAGUGGAGGCAGAGAAUAGAGCACAUAGUAUCUGUGCACUUGAAAGGCCAGCACAGAGACACAGCACGAUGUGAAGCAGUACCCAAGAACCCCAGGCCUUGGUCCUUUGCCAAGUGGGGACAGGACGGGGGGUGGGGGAGAGAGAGACUACAGAGGAGUUGAGGGCAGAGGCUGGAAAUGGAACAUUUUGAGCUGGUUUCUCGCCAGAUGCUGUUGGCUGUAGCAAACAACUAAGACCUGGGCAUAUACAACUGUGAGCUUGUUGAGGCUUCCACUGCUGGAGCUGGCUACAAAAGCCAAGCCGGCUGGGGUGUUUACGGAGGCGAGACAGUCUCAAGAAAGGGAGGAAAUCCAAGGACUGGUUUAGGACACAGAGGAGGGAUUAUUCACAAGGAUGCCUGGCUUUUUCCAUUGUUGAAAGGAGGUAUCGCGGCGCAUGCGGCGCAGGGCUGUUAUGCACACUGGCCAGGCCUCUUGUUUUGCAGAGGUACAUUUCAAAGGGACUUUUUAACUGAAGUUGGAGGGCUUUUUUUGCACCUUGGGGUGUGUGCGUUGAUUUUGGGUCAUAAUUCCAGGCAACUUUUACUACUGCCAAAUGAACUGUGCAACAUUAUUUUUUGACAACUUCCCAUGAAGUUCUCUCAGAAGUGAAGAACUGGAAAGGUGGCGAACUCACUCCUGUGAUGCCCAGUGUCCUGUGCUGUCCAUAAUACAUAGCCCAGUACUCACCUGAGUUCUCAGCUUUGUUCUUUUACCUGCCUGGAGCUCUGGCUUCCCGGUGUGUCCUAUUCUUCCACCCCUCCCACUGCAAAUGUCCAGCUCUGUUUACUUCCACUACCUUUGCAUUCUGGACAUGCUCUGAACUUCAUUCCUCUUUCUAGUGAGCUUCUGGCCUCCCAUUGUUCCCUUCAGUGUAGUCUACCAUAGGGCUGGGUGAUAUCUGGUUUUCAACAUCGCAAUAUGUUGCUAUAUCACAGUGUCUAAAAUAAGGAUGGAACUAUGUAGAGGUGAACAGUAAGACUGGGCGAUACCUGGUUUACAACAUCAUUAUAUAUCACCAGCUAGACAUCAGAAUAUACUGAUAUAUCACAAUGUCUGAAAUAAAGAUGGAGCUUUGUUGGGGCAUUGUCUGGCUUCACAGUUUUCCCACAUUGUGAUUUUUGCUUACCACACACGCACAGACACACCAUGAUUCUAUAUUGCCAGGUCAAAAAUUAUGAAACCUAUAUCGCAAUAUGGACUUCAAACCGGUUUUAGAUUAUAUAUCACCCAGCCCUAAAUGAUAUAUUGCCUAGUCUACAGUUGUAGCCAGCAAAUUCUGGGAGGCACCCCCUGCAAAAACAACACUGCCAGCAUGGAUUGCCAUGUGCCCAGAUUUUCCUGGACAUUUUUGCGAUUUGCGCCCAGACCCUGCUUCCGACUGCAGUAUUCCGGAUAUGUCUGAGAAAUUCCGGAUGUAUGGCAACCCUAUUAGCAUAGGCAUAUGAUUGCGCUCUUCAUGGCUCGCCUUGUGGCACUGCAGAGAUUAAACAAGACCCACAUGUUUUCUAUUCAGAACAUAUCAAGCAAGGCACAAAGGCUGUAAUGGCAGUAUUUACCAGGAGAUGCUUUUUCAAUCCCCUUGCAAGCCUACUGACUUUAAAAUUUAGCAAAAUGGAAAUUCUUUUCUCCUGGAAGUUUUUUGGGCUCUCCUGCUGCUUUGAUGUGGGUAAGCUUCUGCAGGAGGUUUGGUGUAAGGGGAACAUCAGUAAGAGCCCUUUAUGGGAUGGCCUUAAAUGGAAUCACCUCUGGACUCUCUGUUGUCUGAAGCCUGAACUUCUUGGUGGCACUCGCUCCAGCGGGAUUUAGUGUUUGCCUACUAACUUUCACAGUUCUUUACCAGGGAUGAGUAAGAGCUGGGCAAAAAGCAGGCAGUGAUUCUUCUCACAAGGCUCACAGUUUACCUAGUUCAUGCCAGUGUCUCCUGGGUGGCAUGCGGUCAGGAAGUGACAAUGGCUCCUGUGUCAAUUCUCCUUCUGCACCAGGGCAACAAACACAUCACUUUCACUGGACCUCUAUUCAGUCCUCUUGCUUGGAGGCUCCCAUGGGGCCUGGACCAGCAGGAUGGUCUCAGAAGAGGCAGGAUUAUCCCGCAAUCCCCUCCUUCUUAAUUGAUUAACAGUUCUGCAAACAUUCCCUGCCAUAGAAGUGUGUGAAUCAAGUGGCCAAUAAUUUACGAAGGUCAGACUCCUCGCUGCCUCUCCGCAGAGGCUCUUGUGGGGUAAGCAAAUAAAUGCACCAUUUUCAAAUCAGCAUAAAUAUAGAUUUCAGUGGCAUCAUAGCUCAGGGUUGUUUUGGUCCUCCUAGUUUUUUAUGUAGAUAGUCCACUUUCCCCCUCCCUUUUUUUUAAAAGCACACCCUUACGUUUCAUUAAAAUUAACACAUGUACCGUCUGUGUGACACCCCCUGCCCCCUGUGAUACAUUGCAACAUGGUUUGCAAAUAGCAAAAGUCUGAAUUCAGCACAUGGUGCAAAUAAAAAUUCAUGACUGAAGUCACUAGGUUGUUGUUGUUUAGUCGUUUAGUCGUGUCCGACUCUUCGUGACCCCAUGGACCAGAGCACGCCAGGCACUCCUGUCUUCCACUGCCUCCCGCAGUUUGGUCAGACUCAUGUUUGUUGCUUCGAGAACACUGUCCAACCAUCUCGUCCUCUGUCUCCCCUUCUCCUUGUGCCCCCCCAUCUUUCCCAACAUCAGGGUCUUUUCCAAGGAGUCUUCUCUUCUCAUGAGGUGGCCAAAGUAUUGGAGCCUCAGCUUCAGGAUCUGUCCUUCCAGUGAGCAAAGUCACUAGGUUAUUAUUUAUUAAAUCUGCAUACCGCCCUUCAUCCGUAGACCUCAGGGCAGUUUGCAACACAAAAUGGCGCCAUAAGAAACACAAAAUAAAGGUAAAGGGACCCCUGGCCAACUCUGGGGUUGCGGCGCUCAUCUCACUUUAUUGGCCAAGGGAACCGGUGUACAGCUUCUGGGUCAUGUGGCCAGCAUGACUAAGCCGCUUCUGGCGAACCAGAGCAGCGCACAGAAACGCCGUUUACCUUCCCGCCGGAGUGGUACCUAUUUAUCUACUUGCACUUUGAGGUGCUUUCGAACUGCUAGGUUGGCAGGAGCAGGGACCGAGCAACAGGAGCUCACCCCGUCGUGGGGAUUCGAACCGCCGACCUUCUGAUCGGCAAGUCCUACGUAAUAAAAAUAAAAACAAAAGCAAACUAAUAAUUCCUCUUCCCACAACACAUUGUUUCACCCAUAAGUUCUAAUGAGGAUAACAGAAGAAAUGAUUUCAAGACAAAUGCCCGCUGCUAGGAUAAAUGAGUGCCAUAGAAAAAGCGGGCGAGGAGAGAGAGAACUGGUCUACCUGUCCUUUCCGUGCACUUGCCCUUACUGUUUUCUGAACGCUGGGAUAAUCCUCCCAGUCUCAGACAAAUGGAUUAGUUACUUAGCGAGGGCAUCUAUGAAGGCAUGGAUAAAACAGCAAGUUAAUGUCACAUACUUUUCUGCAACGGCUGCCAAGCGGCACUUCUGAAGCUCACGUAGGAGCUGGAGAAAUACUUAUGAACCACAAGAAUGCUAAUCAUUCUGGAAAGUAGAUUUAGCUCCAAGCCACCAAUACAGAAGAAUAACAGGAGGUUGGUUUUCAGCAUGGUAGAAAAACAGCCUGAGAUCUUAAGUGGUCUGGCCAGGUCCAGUGGGUUGAUAUCUUUCACAUGAUGUGUAUGAAGACAGGGCCAUUUGCUGAAAAAAGAAACCCUUCUGAUGAUGCAGGUUCUUUUCAGGCAAAACUCUGUAUGUAGCAGGGCUGGAUUAGCCAUUAAGCAAAAGAAGCACGUGCUUAGGGCAUCAAGGGAAGGGGAGCACCAAAGAAAUUUUCCAUUGCUGGAUUUUCAACAUUAAUAGUCAAAUAUUGCUCAGCUUGAGUGUUCCAUUUUCUCAGUUGAAGUAUAUUGAAAACCCCAACAGAGCAACUAUGCAGCAAGGUAGACUGGAGGCCUUAUCUCUACUAAGUAUAGAAGCAGAUGUGUUAUGUAAGAUUAGUUCUGAUCAAAGACUUUGCAACUAGAAAACGUAGGAGAAUUUUUUUCAAAUGUAAAUAAAGUGGAAGUAUACAAAAAUAAACCAUUCCCAUCUUACUGUAGGUUUUGAUUCAUUUCAAAAAACAACAUUUUGUUUUAUGCUUUAUUGAUGUUUAUCAUUUGAAUUAGAUCUAUAAGGAGGCACCAAAAAAAAUUAAGUGCUUUGGGCCUCUAAUGGCCUUAAUCCGGCCCAGGUAUGCAGAUGUAAAGGAGACGUAGAGCUGUGUGUCAUCAGCAUAUUGCUGACAAUGUACUCCAAAACUCUAGAUUACCCCACUCAGCGGUUUCAUGUAGUUGUUAAACAGCAUGGGGGAUAAAAGUGAACCACGAGGAAUCCCAUAUUGAUGGCUCCACGGGGCUGAAGAACAUUCCCCAAGCAACACCCUAUGGAAACGACCAUGCAAGUAGGAUUAGAAGAACUGCAAAGCGGUGCCACCGACCCUUAAAUCAGACAGUCACUCCAGAAGGAUACCAAGGUCGAUGGUACCAAAAGCCACUGAGAGGUCAAGAAUUAACAAGGACACGUUCCCCCUGUCUCUCUCCUGACAGAGAUCAUCAGGCAAGGUGACCAAAGCAGUUUCUGUGCCAAACUGAGCCUAAACCCCAAUUGAAAUAGGGAGAGAGAGAAAAUCCCUAGAGCCCACACGCUGAGCGGGUGUUGCCCAGCAAGCAAGGUGGAGAGUUUAAAAGCACUUCUCACGCUGGAUAAUCUAAGCACACCUGGUGUGGAAUGAGCUUUCAGCUCCCUGGCUUGUUUGGGGGACAAGGCCCACUCAAUGUGCCGGCUCUCAGAGCCUAGGGGUGCUCCUGAGAGAUCUUGUGGGAACUUUGAUGGCCCCGCAAGCAUCCCAGAGCCAGCGCACAGAGUGGGCCUUGCCCCCCAAGAAAGGUGGAGAGCAUGGAUAAGGCUCUUCCAUGGAGCCUCCUGAUUCAGAGACGGUCUGCCACCAGAUACCUGGUCCUGGGGGAUGUACACAAGAUUCAGAGCUAUGGUCCUGAUGACCUGCUUGUGGCAUCUCGUGUGGGAAAUGCAGUGCUGGACAAUAUGGGCUUUUGGUCUCAUCCUGCAGGGCUGCACUGAAUGUUCUUAACUGCACAGUCAUUCAUGCCUCCAGCGGUUUUUACAACUGCACAAAAGGAAACAUAGACAAAAUUUAUUGGGUGCAUUCAGGGAAAUAGGCCAGGAUGCAAAGUAAGCAAACCCUGUUGCUACUUUACAUUACAGUGGUACCUCGGGUUACAGACGCUUCAGGUUACAUACGCUUCAGGUUACAGGCUCCGCUAACCCAGAAAUAGUUCCUCGGAUUAAGAACUUUGCUUCAGGAUGAGAACAGAAAUCGUGCGGCGUCAGCGGGAGACCCCAUUAGCUAAAGUGGUACCUCAGGUUAAGAACAGUUUCAGGUUAAGAACGGACCUCCAGAACGAAUUAAGUUCUUAACCCGAGGUACCACUGUACAACUGACAUUAUUUAUUUCUGGGACUUAAUUACCCACCAGGUUUAGCCCCAGAACCUGUUUUCACUGCUUGGGCUCAGCUGUAGGACAUACGAAGAAAGAACAAUAUAAAUAGAAAAUGCCCCUGAGCAUGCGCAGAUGGUUUUCCCUCUGAUAUUAGGAGGAAGGGCUUCUAGCUCAGACAGUGUAGGUUUGAGCCCUGCCAACCUUCUCUCCGCAGGGUCUGCAUACCAUUAUCCACAGCAAUCCAAAUCAGCCCUUCCAAAUAUAGGAUUGAAGACAUAUAAGACUUUGUCCUGGGGCUUUGCACGUACCCAGACCCCGAACGGGACAGAGCUAUGUGCCAGUUUCUUCCAAGUAGACAAGGACAAAAAAUGUUGGGGGAAACGGGGAGCAUUAUGCCAAGGGAGGAUCCGGAAAGAACAUUGGUGUUGAUUUCAAGUCUAGACAGAAUACCCAGCGUUAUUAGAGGGAUAAUUAAAUCCAUCCCACAGGGCAAGAGGGGACAGGACCGGUAGACGGCUCUUUCUCUCCAAGUACUUCCGUUGGUUUAUUAUUUUAUUCCCCUGUCUGCCACAUUGUCUUUGAAGUUCAAAAAUUACUCUUGUUUCCUAGCCAGGUCUACCCUUUUCUCUUAAGCCAAUAUCACUUUAUUUUUGCCCUGGUGUUUUGAAAGGACUUGAAACGUGGCUCUUAAUAGAAAUGUUGUUUGUGUCAGGCUGGCAUAAUGCAAGCCUGGUAAUAAAGGUGGACAUCUCCUCUACAUCCAGCAGAAGGAGGGCAACACUUUGCAGUACAAAUGUUAGGAAACUGUGGUAACACAUUCAUGUACUACCCGUGAUAGUUGGUUGAGUGACGAAGGGAGCCAUCAUGAUGGAGAACUGUCAUCAUCUUUGGGCACACACACUCACUUCUUUCUGCUCAACUCAGGUCUCCGAUCAAACAGGGUUUUUGUAGCAUUUUAAGCACUUCUGAGCUUCCAGAUACUUUUCUCUGCAACAGAAGUCGUCAUUCUGGCUACUACUUUUCCAAUUUUGAUUUGCACCCGCACAAUACCUCUUCUACUAAAGAAUGGCUAGCAGGGAUGGGUCCUUUUUCAUUGCUGUUCUGUAAGGAGAGAGGCACUCAGCCCCACAUGGCACAAUUGGGGAGACACACCUGGCAGCCUGUUCCCCCUGAAAAAUACCAUUGCUUUACAUUUGUGCCUGCUGUUAGAGCAAGGUGGUGCCUGCACUCUGCCCAUUUCAAUGAUCAAAGUCCAGAGGCAGUGGCAGCUCAGGAGUGCUGCUGCGCAUUUGUGGAUGUGUUGCAGUUGCUCACAGUUAAAUCUUUCCCUGUACCCCUGUCCUCUUUGCUAUUAGCUUGAAGUACCUUCCGCAUGUAACACAUUUAAGAGUGUGUGUGUGUGUCUUUGGAUAUUUCACAGCACACUCUUUCUCAUGCUUGGCUGUCAGGGGCUGGACUGAGGAGGAAUGGUGGAGACCUCCCCUCCCCCCUUCUCCUGAACCUUCCCGAGAACAGUACAGAUUUAGAAUGGUGGUUUGCAGAGAUUGCAGAGGGGAAAAGCUGGGAAAUACAGUGGAUGCUCAGGUUGCGAACGUGAUCCAUGCGGGAUGCACAUUUGCAACCUGCAGCGUUCGCAACCCGCGUCUGCACACGCACAGGUUGCAAUUCGGCGCUUCUGCCCAUGCGCAAAGAGCAAUUUAGCGCUUCUGCGCAUGUGCAACCUCCGAAACCCAGAAGUGACCCGUUCCGGUACUUCCGGGUUUCGGUGGUCUGUAAUUCAAAAAGACGCAACCUGAAGCAGCUGUAACCCGAGGUAUGACUAUAUUGGAAGAGGAACAGCAGGAAGAAGAAACACCGGGGGAGAGACAGCUGACAGACUCAAUGUCUUUGGAGAGCAUUCCUGAGCCCCCUCUCCCAAGACUAGGCAUGCAUUGAGAGUAGUAGCACAGAAAGCUCAGAGACAGAAAUCCCAGAUCCGCCGGCACAGGAAUGACGUAGGAUAAGAGAGACGGAGGGGGCGGAGCUUUACUUGGAGCAAUGCCAUUAUUGAAUAAGGACUACCUUCCUUCGUCUCUCUCUGUGAAUACUGAAUAAAUUACGUGGUAAGAACUCUUCAUGUUUAUCUGCUUCUUUGGAUGCUGCCAGGGGAGGGAUAGGAUUCCCUGAACCUGGACAUUGGUGGCCUUGGUGGCAAACUUGAAAUUCAGAAGCAGAUUUUAAUCUUUGCUUUACCCUUUGGCCAUUUGCUUCUUCUUGCUAACUCAUAGGACAUCUUGACCGCACUGUAACCAUGCAGCUCGCUACCUGUGCCCAACAAUAUCCCAAGCCUGUGAGUAAUGUGUCUCCGUCUCGCACCAAGGAGUAGUUUGGGGAGUAUCUUUGCUUCCUCUGAAUUCAAGGCGUCUAUCACAUGAAGACUGGUAGAAUAGCCCUUCACUGGGGAUAGUGUAAAAACAGGCUACACUUCCAGUAUCAUCAAUAGUAAAUUACCCCUUAGAUAUGCCUGGAGGAGUUUUCUGCCAGCGCAAACACAGAGUGAGAGAGCCAAGAAUAAAACCCAGGCACCCCGAUGAACAGCCCUGCCCAGUAAAUCAAGGUUCCUCCAAAUUGCCCCUUUCUGAGUCUCCAGAAAUGUUUAUUUCAUUCUAUUUUGAAGACUGGCUUACACUGGCUAGUGUUUAAACAACAUUAGCAGCCGAGGUUUUAUAGCAGUGUUUAGAUUCAAAUAGUUCUGCUAAUAUGUUUCUUAUUCCCAGUUUAGCCCAGGGCUCUGCAUUCCCUAAGAAAGAGGCACUUGUCACCAAAAAUAAAUUGCAUGCCUGCAAUAUUCAGAACGAUUCUUGGUAAAUCCACUAAAUGAGAUGAUCCAUUUGCCAAAUAGUUGCGGUUUGAAAUUAUUUUCAGCCAACUAUGUGAUUAUCUUCUCUAUGACCUCUCUUGAACUAAAGGGGUUCCAAGGAUUUCUCCAAAUGUUACCCUAGCGCACAAAUGAUACAUGAGCUUAAUUUUAGCCACCAGAAGAAUGCUGCACCUAUAGCUCAGGACUGUACAACUUUUUAAAAACACGUCAAGUGAAUCUGAAAUAGGGUCUUUGCAAGAUCAGGCAUGGUCAAAGGAAGUCUUAGAGUACUUGUGAAUUCAUCCUUAAAAUGUCUCUCCAGAAAUACUGCUUCUUGGUGACCUGUUUACUGAGCGUUCAUCCUGAUUUGUUUUCACAAAGUUAGCCAAGAGGUAUUAGGAUGUUGGCCAUUUAUUCAGCACUCAUUCCGAUAUGUUUGCAGGGAGGUUAUAUGACAUUGCCUCAAGCAGUUGUUCGGUCCCAUUCGCUUUUAGCAGAUUUUCCUAUCAGUCGCCCUUCUGUGCCCUGUAUCUGGAUGAGAACAAAGACCUAUCGAGUCCAGCGUCCUGUUUUUUUAAUCAUGGCUAGUCAGGUGUCUGUAUGCUCUCGCAUGACACAUGACCAGUGGUCCAUCUGGUUCAGUAUUUACUCUGACGCAGCAGCUUCUCCAUGGUUGCAGCCAUCUAUGAAGGAAUGAAGUGGGAACACUCAGGUACAAGUAUGGGAUACCUUACUAAUCCAUAGUUUAUGGCUUUAGGUUUUUUAUGAAUGUGGAGACCCACAAUCAGGACAUGAGGGCAGGAGUCCUCUUAACGUUAUAGGUGGCAACCAUUUUGCGCCCAUUCAAUUGAUGUGCAACUGCUGACGGAUGGUUUGUUUUGGACCCGGAAGAGGGUGGAAUGAGGCAUAAUGGGGCAGAGCGGGCUUAUGCAUGCGCCACUGGUGCACAAAUGCCCACAACACAACCCCCAUGCAAAUUGGGAGUUCCCUGUACUUGAUCCUUCCUUCCCAUGAGAUACCUCCUUUCCUCUCAUUGCAGGGAAACAAAUUCUGCAACGAUCCAAAUAUACCAAGAGGUGGGUGAAAUUUGCAGAUUAAGCUGGCGCAUGCAAACUUACAUUGAUGAUUUGUUUUGCUCGAAUAGCAUGGACUAUAGUGGGGCAAAAUAAAAUGCAGUUCCCUGAAAGACGGUCGCUUCAUAACUUCCCUGAUAUGGUCUUAUCUGCUGCAGAUGGGAGCUUUUGCCCAUAACACUUUAGCACUUAUUCUGCAUUGUUUAGUUUCUCUCUCAGCUGUUUUGUUUCCUUUGUGUUUUGCAGGUUGCAUAUGGAACCACAGAGAAUAGUCCUGUCACCUUCAUGGGGUUCCCUCAAGACAACAUUGCCCAGAAAACAGAGACUGUGGGAUGUAUUUUCCCACAUACAGAGGUGACUGAUUCCCUUUGUUGGUGUAAACUGGGUGAAAUUGCACUAAGUGCUUGGCCCGUGUCUUGAGCAGUCCAUCCCCCAUACCUGAAUUCUGUUCAGAAUUCUGUUUAUUUCCUGGGGUAAAAUCCUAAAAAAACCUCAGCAACUUUGGGGUAAAAUCCUAAGAAAAGCUCAGCAACUUCAAUCCUAAAAAAAGGUUCACAACUUUGGUCGGCCCUUUGGUCAGCCCUCGCGGCCCUUCACUUCAUCGAAUCUGGCCCUCUUUGAAAAAAGUUUGGACACCACUGGAGCAUGACCCAUCCUCCCUUUCUUUAAGGAAUGUGUGUAAGUGCAGAGACAAGUACAAAGCCAAGGCUUCAUUCAGCAGCAUUGGCAGGAGUGUGAGAUAUUCACUGAGAAGAGGUUUUCCUCAGUGCAAGGUCAUAGUGGAGAAGCUGAUGGUUACAUGUUCAGUAUAGCAUGAAGAUCUAGCAAGGUAAAGUGCUAGUGGAUCUCUCUGUGUAUUCGUAUGUUUACAAGGCUUACUUUUAAGACCAGAGGAACUGUAUUAUGGUAGAUUAGUUCAUGAUGGACCAGCACCUCUUAAAGUUUAUGUAGCUAGUGUGUUUAUGCUUGUCUUGUCUCAUGAGGCAACAAGCACUCUAAGCUGAACCAAGUGGGAAAGGAGUUGUCUUAACUGGGAACUCUGGAAAAGAAUGACUACAGUGGUACCUCGGGUUACAUACGCUUCAGGUUACAGACUCCGCUAACCCAGAAAUAGUGCUUCAGGUUAAGAACUUUGCUUCAGGAUGAGAACAGAAAUCGUGCUCCGGCGGCGCAGUGGCAGAAGGAGGCCCCAUUAGCUAAAGUGGUGCUUCAGCUUAAGAACAGUUUAAGGUUGAGUACGGACCUCCGGAACGAAUUAAGUACUUAACCUGAGGUACCACUGUACUGGAAAGAAGGAAGACUCUGAUGUUCUGCUGAAAGACUCUGUUAAUCACAACACUUUUGCUGUAUCUUCUGUUGUCACACCCUCUCAGUCUCUAACCUGAACAUGCUUCUGUUCAACUGAUCUCUUUUAUUAUGCCACUCCAUGCCACCAUUAAUGUUUCUGUUUCCUCUGUAUUAACAGGCAAAAAUUGAGGAUCCCGAGACAGGGGAAAUUAUCCCACUCAACAGCCCAGGAGAACUUCAGGUCCGAGGUUACUGCGUCAUGCUAGGGUACUGGGCAGACCCCAACAAAACCAAUGAAGUGAUGGAUGAUGAGAAAUGGUACAAGACCGGGUACGUUGGGGAAGAAGCCAUUUGUUCAUUGGGAUAAUCCUUGGGAAGCCAAUAGGAUCUAGUAGGUGGAAGGCUGGAUGGAGAAUCCAUUCAGGGCCAUAAGCUGCCUUUUAGCAAGUCAGUAUCUCGUCAUGUCAGUCACCCUAACUGGGCAAAAAUGACCUAUUGCAUAAAAUUUGUACAGGGCUGAAUUUGAGAUAAUGGGGUCACCUGAUGGGGAAUGGCAGACGAGCAACAUGUCCACCCCUAGGCCCAAGUCUUACCCAACACUCACUCAAUAGCAAACUUGUUUCAUACAUAGGCAUGGAGUUGUGGGAGAGCCACUCUCUCAUGGUGCCAUCCCCUUGUGACUAUUUCCCACCAGAUCACCACCCUCCUCAUUGGUGGGAUGGUGAUCUGUUGGGGAAAAACCCAUGCAAUCAACGACACCUAGCUGCAUUAUCCAUUAAUCUGCUGCUGCUGCUGCUGCUGCUGCUGCUGCUCCCAAGUGGGAUAGACAGCUCCAUGGAGAGGGAGCUGCCUCAAACUUCCGGCUGUGCAUGAAGGGAGCCUUUGUUCCCUGGCAUAUGAUAUCUCACUACGUCAUGUCUUGUCACAUUGCAGAAUCUGGUAUUUGGUUAUGCAGAAUUCACAGAGUCCUGCUUGUGAUCUCUUGCUUAUGCAAGUACAGAAGACUGGCUGCUAAAAAAAACUAGCUGAAAAGGGAACAUUUGGGCUGAAACUCAACAUUGCUCUAAGCUGACUGUUCCAUCAGCACAAUCAUUUGUGUUUGUCACACGGAACAAUCUCCCUUCUCUUCUCCCAGUACCCCGUUCUGGGGGUACUCCUGACCUGCCAAAACCAUUUUGGAGGAGUUGUGUGGGGAGGAGAUGGGCAGAAAGUCCCAUUGUACUAGUGGGAUUUUGUGCUGGUUCCUGCUUGCCUGGCUGUUUAAUUGAAUCUGGUCUUGGGCACCUAAGCAUUUAUCAUAUCAGGCAUCCCCAAACUCGGCCCUUCAGAUGUUUUGGGACUACAGCUCCCAUCAUCCCUAGCUAACAGGACCAGUGGUCAGGGAUGAUGGGAAUUGUAGUCCCAAAACACCUGGAGGGCCGAGUUUGGGGAUGCCUGUAUCAUAUGUAUGGUGCAACAACAGCUUUUGGAACAGUUGUGUACAGUUCUGGUCUCCUCACAUCGAAAAUGAUAUUUUAGAGUUGGAAAAGGUUCAGAAGAGGGAAUCAAAACAAAACAAAAAAUGAUCAAAGGGAUGGAACAACUCCCCUAUGAGGAAAGGUUAGAGCAUUUAGGGCCUUUUAGUUCAGAGAAAAAGCGAGCAAGAGGAGAUAUGAUUAAAGCGUGUAAAAUUACAUAGGACACAAGAGCCUGGUGUUGGACUAGGUGUGUCCCUGGCCUGCUCCAGCAGGCUCUUCUUCUGUUCUCCAGUGGAGCAUCUAGCAACAUGGCAAGGUCAGGGUAGAAUGACUGUGAUAUCCUUCCAGGGACAUGGCUAUUCUUGAUGAGUACGGCUACUGCAAGAUAGUAGGCCGCUGCAAAGACAUGAUCAUCCGAGGAGGAGAGAACAUAUACCCAGCAGAGCUCGAGCAAUUCCUACAUACCCAUCCUAAGAUUCAAGAGGUGCAGGUGAGAAAAAUGGUGAGGUGGGACAUGGGAACAGGCCCUCCAGUCCUCUGGUUUGGCUAUGUGCUGGACCCAAGGAUAACUCAUAAACCACGGUCCAGUACCAGUCCAGAAUCCAAAGGUUCCACUGGGAGUCAGUCCGACAGGGCCAAGGCAGGACACGAGGCAGGGAACCAGGCAAGGACAGGGGCAGGAUCUAGCAUACAGCAAAGUUGCUCCCGUAACCUGGGGCGGGGUCCGACAGCCUUUUAUCAUUGUUGGGGUAGCAACCGGUCCUGAUCCCCCGGCGACUCACCUCCCUGUUUUGCCUGAAGGCGAGAACUCCUCCUGCGAGUACUCAGGUCUCUCCUUCUCUCAGACCUUAGUCUCUGCAGCUCAGGAGAUGUUGGUGGGUUACUAGACCCAGGGGCCGCCUCAGCCUCCCCUGACCAAACCGGUAGUGGAGCAGCUGUAAGUGAUGGCUCAGCUGAAGGCAACGAGGUAAUCCCCGCAUCUGGAGCCAGGGAAGGCUCAGGCCCCUGACUCGGCUCUGUUUGUUGCAGGGGAACCUGUGCAGACUGGGACUCUUCAGGAUCAGGCCCCAGACUUGGUUUAGAUAAUGCCUGAGGCAAAGGAUCCGGUGCAGACUGAGUCUCCUCUGGUUCCGAGUCCGAGCCCGAGUCCCAGGCCAUCACAGGCUAAAUACUUAAGGCUGAAUGUGCGACAAAUGCCAUGUGGCUCCAUCGCCAUUUAGGGAAAUGAGUUCGCUUGUGGGUUUCCCACAGGAACCUGGUUGGCUACUGUUUGAGAACAGGACGCUGAACUAGAUGGGUUGUUGGCCUGACCCAGCAGGGUCAAGAACCCCAGUAAGUUGGGUGGGCCCCAUGAUCAACUUCCCCCUUCUCUUUCACUCAGGUAGUUGGCGUGAAAGACGAGCGAAUGGGAGAGGAGAUCUGCGCCAGCAUCAGAGUGAAAGCUGGAGAAGAGUGCACAGUAGAAGAAGUCAAGGCAUUUUGCAAAGGGAAGGUAGGAGCUUCGAGAUGGGUGGCUGUGUCCUGCUUUUUCCCACCCAAUAAAAAGAAAGAGCAAGCUCUCCAAUGGUGAGGUUCCGUCAAGGGCUGCUUCCAGAUGGGUGGUUCCUAGCUCAGCCCAAUCAUUGCUCUUCCGUUGUAAGCUAUACGUGGAAUUGCAAUCGAUGUCCCACACUAUCAGGAGGAUUGUGCUUUUCGAGGUGUGCAUUCCACUAUGUUCUGUAUACAUCCAUGGGGGCAUGGCACAGCUGCUGUGGGUAGGGCCAUUUGAACCUCAGCACACGUCCACUAUAAGUGGUGCUAAAAGCAUCUACAGUCGUACCUUGGUUCUCGAAUGUUUUGACUCCUGAACGAUUGAAACCCAGAAGUGACUGUUCUGGUUUUCAAACAUUCUUUUGGAAGCUGAACGUCUGACGGAGCUUCUGCGGCUUCUGAUUGGCUGCAGGAGCUUCCUGCAGCCAAUCAGAAGCCGUGCUUUGGUUUUUGAAUGCUUUGGAACGACUGUACGCUUGUCACAUUUGGGCUGCUCUUCUGUUCUUCUGAAAAAAACAACUGGGCUUUCUGUAGUCUGAGGAAAGACGGAAGGACUGUAUGAUAGGAUGACAGCCUCAGGUGGAUGCCUCAUAAAAAGUGACUGAAUAAGCAUGGCAGUUCCACACUAAAUGCCUAGUGUGGAAGCUCCCGCUGUCUUAAUAUCAGUUGGGGAUAUGGCUUUAGAUAAAAUGCAGUUUUAUAUUCCAUGUUGGAGAGGCACUUGCUCUGAGUCCUGCUCAAGCAGGGAACAGCAAGCCCGCUGUAUAAAGAUUGAGUCAGUCCACAGCCAUUGGCUUUUCUUUUGCAGAUCGCUCACUUCAAGAUCCCUCGGUACAUAGUGUUUGUGAAGGAUUUCCCGCUCACCGUCUCGGGCAAGGUGAGUGACAGUCCAAAGGCUUUUGCUUGCUUAGCCCCAAUAGGUUGCAUGGUGCUUUGCGGAGUGCAGGAAGAUCCCUGCCUUGAGGAACUUGCAAACUAAACCAGUUACAGUGGAAUCACAGGGGAGGGGAAGAGGACAUAGUGUAAACAGGGAAGGAGUGUGUGCUGUUGCUUGAGUUACAUGGGCUUGAGCCUAGUUACAGACUACUGGGUAUGGAACUAGUAGAUGGGUGGGCCACAAGUGGGUUUUGAAGAGGAAUUUGAAGACGUAGGAGUGGUGGCAUCUAGGAGGCAGUGACUAGCAUAUGAAGGGCAGCAGGUAAUAGAAGGUGGGAUUUUUUGAGGGAGGUUGAGACUUUUAGGUGAUGGAGAAUGGUGGAGUCCAGGGAGUGAAGAUCAUAAGGGGAGACAUAUCAGGAUGAUAAGAUAAAGGGGGAAAGGACUUGGAGAGUUUUGAAGGAAAGGACAAGAAUGAAUCCAGGAGAAGAUGGGAAGUCAGGGUAGGGUCUUAAGGAGUAGCAUUGCAUCAUCAGAGCAAGGAAAGACAAGUGAAUGACUUUGGCAGCAGAGUUCUGGGUAGAGGUGAGGGGUCCAAAGUGAGGCAACAAAGAGAGAGAGAGCACUUUAUGGUAGCCUAAAUGAGAGAUGGCCAUAGACAUGGACCAAAAUAUUUGCAGAGGGACGACCAGUAUGUUUGCAAUGCUGUAACCAAUCCCUUCCUUCCUUCUUUCCUCCCUGUUCCAAUCUUAGAUUCAGAAAUACAAACUGAGGGAGCGAAUGGAGAAGCAUCUUCAGCUUUGAACCCAACAACCCAACGCAACCCAAAAUUAACAUUUCUUCUGCCAACUUUUAUACUUCAGCUUUCUAAGCCGUUAAGAGAGCUGGCAACCUGCCUUAAGAUAGCAAUCACCAGCCUGCCUUAAGAUGCUUUAGUCAGGCCUACUUAAAAUAACAUGGGUUUUUUUUCUAAUAAAUAAAAAAUCUGUUUCUUUAGCAGAGAUUACUUCUUUGUGUUAAGAAAUUCCACCUCACUUUGUUAAAAAUACAAAACAUGUUUGUAUGUCUGGGGAUGGUAUCCAGAAAUACAAUUUCCUCCUAGUAAGGAGGACCGUAAGGGAAUUCCCAUUGCUCCUUGUGACCAGAGCACAUCAUGGAAGAGACAUACCGGUAGUCCUGCCUUUCCCUCUACUGCAUCCUGUGCAGUUCUUUUAUUAGAAAUUGUAGUUUUGGAGGAAUAGUGGUGAAUGCAAAGGAUGCCAGGGUGCUGAAAAUUAAGUCCCAUGUAGGAACAUUAAGAGCUAUCGUGUUGCAAAUUACGAGCCAAAAGAAGGGGAAAGUACUUUCUAGCAGUCAGAAAGGCUACAUGGGAAGAAGAGCAUAGUCACCUGAAACAUGCUCAUAUUGGAUUUGUAGGAGCAAAUCUGUUAAUUUUGGCACUUUUGCAUUGUGAUUCUCUUUUGGACGUCCUGUUGUUUCAUUUUCUGCCAUAAUAGGCUAUGGUGAUUGAACCUCUUGUCUUCUCAUUAGUCAGGUCAUCCACACACACCAAAAGUGUCUGGAGCAACUUGCCUGAGAAGGGUGGUGAACCUCAUGUAUCAAGGAGUAAGGGGUGAGAUUUGCUUGAUCACUUGUCUACCUUUUGGUAACUGAAAUGGAGCACCAUUUAUUGGACUCCCAGGGAUUAGCCAGAUGUGACGCAGUGGAUCCAUGAUCAGGCUCUCUCAGGUUUGUUUGUGUUUUCAUUUUAGAGUAGCUAACAGUCGGGCAUCUUUAUUGAGAGCUAGAUUGGGACUGUAGUUCUGAGAGAAGACCAUUCUGUGCCUCCCCCCCCCCCCCCAAAUUUAAAUUGCUCUUCCCUCACUGUGGUAACUGUAUGCUUUCCCCUAUAGGGAAAUUAGCAGCUAACACACACACACCCCUCUAUGAUUGCAAUUACGUUUUUCUAUUGUAAAUGUAAGUGCUCCUGAUUUCCCAUGUCACAUCUUACACAGGUACUAUUUGUUUAUUGCUGUAAGCUGCAUUUUGUUAAAAAGGUGACUGAUAAGUUUAAUUCAUAAUAAUCUUCAGUGCUUUU
Molecule: messenger RNA, 56384 nt
Organism: Podarcis lilfordi (Lilford's wall lizard)
Lineage: Eukaryota; Metazoa; Chordata; Lepidosauria; Squamata; Lacertidae
Source: the annotation of a GenBank genome assembly